Cinara cedri is the source of this 76898-nucleotide messenger RNA. The record is from the annotation of a GenBank genome assembly. NCBI's taxonomy places the organism in Eukaryota, Metazoa, Arthropoda, Insecta, Hemiptera, Aphididae.
CGUACUGUGCUGGCGAUAUAUUAUUAUUUUUUUAUCGGCGUUUUUUUUUUUCCGCGAACGACUGAUCCGAUAUUUUCGGUUUUUUUUCCCGGACCCAAAAUCGAAAACCGCCGGCCGACGAUGUAUAACGACCACCCGCGCAGUUUGUGAUUAUUUUUUUUCCUUCGUCCAUCGCGCGCAACACAUACUGUAUACAAUACUAAAAUAAUAAAAUACAUUCGCACCGUCGUCUACGACUCCGCACGCCGCAAAUCUCAGCGAGCCGAAACACCGACGAUAAUGACCAGAAGGAAGCAACACUGCCCCAAACGGAUGAAAUGUAAGUACCGAAAAACAAUUAUUAUAUUACCCGUGUAUGGUUAUGUUUCCCGUUCGGUUUUCCCGUUAAUACGAACCCGUCCCAGCGAAACGCCGGUCUUUUUGCUUUUUUUUUUUUUCGAUUUUUUAAAUCCGCCUCUGGAUUUCGAUCUCCUAAAAAUCCGUCAAAAUCGCUCGGCCGACCGAUAAUUUAUUUUCGAUUCGCGGUCGCCGUCUAUUAGGUGCGUGUUGUAUGUGUAUAGGCAGGUGCGCGUAGCAUCGGCGAAACAGACGUGGAUACUUGACUUUCCAAAUGUUAUUAGUCGGAAAAAAAAAACGGAAAAAAAAACGCAUGAAAUAACGACGCGCGCGGUUAUAUUAUCAGAAAAAAAGAAAAAAAAAGACGUAUUAUUAACCGCGUUUUUAUUUUCUCGCCUUUCGCUCGACAAUGAACGCACGUGGCCGCGGUAUAUUAUAUACGUACCCAGCCUUCCCCCCCGAAAACCUCUCGAAAAGUCUGCGGAAAAUCGAAAAUCGAAAAAAACAAAAAAAAGUGUUGUAAAAACGUUACAACGUUAAACACGUAGUCGACGCGAUUUCGCCGGUUCAAUAAUACCGAAACCCCCCCGACCCCGUGUAUAGGCCAUAUGAGCGCCCCCGUCGGAAAUCCUCGACGUGUUUCGUUUGAAAAAUCGCGGGCGUACCUCACAAAUGGUCCGGGGGGGGGGGGGAAAUAAUAACAGCAAUCCCGCGCGUAAACCAUCGGGCCACACAUCACUAACACUAUCCGCGGCCGCUCAGAACCAGCGAAUAAUAAUCGUGUGUCCGUUGGUCCGCGGCAAUCGCUAUUUAACACCGAAAAUGUCGCGGUUUUCUCGCAUCGCGGUAUAAUCGCGGGCGGCGCGCCGUUUCCGUAAACGUCCGGCAAUCGCGCGUUCCGGGCCCCGGAAACGUAUUUGUCCGUCUACGGCCGCGGCAAACCGCGCCGGAGGGGCACGCGAACGAUCGCGCCCGCACACAGGCGAUGCGCGCCGCGCCACCGUCACGCAAUUCGGUCCGCGCGAAGGACGCGCGCGGUCGUCCGUCGCGCGCUCUCGAAAAAAUCGCCGUCGCCCGUUCGCAACAACGCGAAAACGGAAUGUUGUAACGGCGCGUUUUCACGACACCGGCGGGACGUCGGAAUUUUCGUGCCGCGGGUAGGCGAACAACACAAUGGCGUAGCCGCACACCGGGGACACAGGUUGCUGCGUCGGGCGCGCGCGAACGAUGACUUGCGGCGGCGACGGCUCUCCGCGUCCGUCCGGUCUAUACACGCGCGCGUAUAGACGGGGGAGAUCCCGCGUCUCGCGCGGGGUGCCGUAUUAUUAUUAAUGAUGACCGCCGCCGCCGCCGCCGCGGGUUUAACACUUUUUUCGCGUGUACUCGCACGUACGUUUUUUUUUUCCUCUUCUUUUUCGUUUUUUUUUUUGUCUCUGUCCGCCGCUCGUCGUCGGCGCCUUCUUUUGAUCUCUCACUGUAUUAUACCGCGCGCCGCACCGCGCGCGUAUUUACAAACGAUAAUCUAUCAUUUCCCCGUGUAUAUAUAUAUAUGUGUGUGUAUGUAUGUACAUCGCAUAUUACACUGUACGCGAUAAAUAAUAUGUAUUCAUCGAAUCGCGGCGGGAAGGUGGCGUGCGUGCGGCCGCGCGACAACGGUGGUUCACAAUAAUAUUGUCAUGCGUUUACGCGGCGGACACUUGUAAUAAUCGCGCGUGUCAUCCCGUACCGCGGUAAAAGCCGACGUUUCGACGGAUGUUUUUUCUCUUCCGAGGAACGCCAGUGUCGCCAAUACACAAUUGGUUUCGCGCCGUACGGUUUAUUAUUUUUCCCGGCGCGCUCGCGCGCGUAUAGCAAACAACUUUACCACCGGAAAUCUUUGUUGUCCCGCUGUCCCGCGGUCCGCAAUCGGAACCUUCUUGUUUUCGAUCCGUACGCCGGCGGCAUGCGUACGAAUGCCGUUUUUGCGAUUUCCCUCGCCGUUUUCACCCCCCCGUCACGGUUAUAUCGGUUGUCCCGUAACAUCAGCGAACCCCGCGAUGUUCGGCCGACGGCGGCGGUAUUGCGUUACGGGUCGGUUUUUCGCCGUUGUAUAGUUCCGAUAUAAUACACGUAUAGUUGAAUCGGCCUGUUAUCACAGUUUAGGCGAGAACAUCGUUCGUUUUACUGGCGGAAGGGCGGGGGGUUGGGGCGCGGCGAGAUUCGAUACCGCGUGAAGUAUCGCAUUUUAAAAACCCGUAGUGUUUUUCGGCUGAGCAAAACAAAUAAUACUAAUAAAAUAUCGAAAACGCGCGCGUACAAUGUCUGACGACGGGACGAAUGUGACAGCGAUGUCGACGCUAUAACGGCGCGAAAUCAACGGUACAUCCGAUUUUCAACAUACCGUAAUAUUCCAAUAACAUUAUGUGUACAGUAGUCCGAACCGCAGUGAAUAUCAAAACGCGAGUUUAACACCGUCGUUAUAAAUAUGUAUUUUUUUUUUUUUUUCGAUUAUCAAUGAGAUUUCAACAUGAAUUUCGUCUCUCUCGACAGUGUUAAAAUCGAUAAAUUUAGGAAGACAAAUAGGUGGUGGUAAAUCGCGCUCACAGUUUUGGGUUUUAAAAUCCCGAUCGAUGUACAAAAUCAAUAAUAAGGGCCAUAAGGGACGAGCGAGGGAAGAAAAAAAAAGAGAGAGCGUUAAUCGAGUUCUAUACGCCUCGGUUAGGUCGGGUGGUUACGCGUAUGGCGGGAGUGAGACGGACAGUUUCGGAACGAACGUCGGAAAUCACGGUUAGCCCCGUCGCAGCAGGGGGGGGGCACAAAACGAGAACGCUGUUGUCGAGUGCCGAUCCGAACGAACGGUACCUAAUAUCGUAUAAUAUUUCCGCGAGAUUCCGGUACGUAUGUAUACACACACGCAUAGUAAUAAUAAUAAUAAUGAUGAUGAUAAUAAUAUGUGGGGGACCUGUUGAUGUGCGGGUGUACGGAGCACCGGCUUUUCGCGUUAGAGCGGCCGCGGCGGUCUGCGGACCCGGCCCGGUCGGCGGAGCAACAGCAAACGGCGGCGGCGGCGGCGGCGGCGUCGUCAUCGGCCGCGCGGAGCAGGGCGCGUGCGAGGGGCGAACCGCGCGCGCGGGAAAGCGCAUCUCUCGCCCUGUCACUGAUAAAUGAAACGGGGCACGCCACGCCGCACCGUACACACUAUAUAUUUAUGUAUAUAUAUAUAUAUGUUUAUAUAUGUAUACAACGUUUCGAGCAUACUGUAUAUAUAUAUGUAUAUACGCGCGAGGCUUGAUUAUUAUACCGUUCGCGCCUUCCGGGUGUGCGUGUACGUAUAUAUUUACCGCGGCGGCCUAAAUCAACAAGUGAGCGCCGCGCGUAUUUUUGCUCCGAUUUAUUUAUAUUAUUAUUGUUGUUGUCGUUGUUGUUGUCGUUGUUGUUGCUGUUGUUGUUGCUGUUGUUGCUGUGUGCCGCGGCGGCGUACAUAUUUACACCGCCGUAAUGCUGCUCGCGUUUCCUCGUGCCGCGGGAUUUCGGCUCGGAGCGAACGCUCGGAGAGCCGACUCGAAAAAAAUCAAACGGGUCCGCGCCGAGAAACGCCCGGAAAAACGCGAAACGCGCGCGCCGAGUCCGUAAACGCGUUCGCGCUCGCCGCGGUUACGGACGCGUACGAUACGUUUUCAUACCGCGGAGAUUUCGGAAACGUUUGACAGCCCGUCCGAACGGUCGCCCGUUAGGAACUCGAAGAAAACGUCGAAAACGACAAAAAUCUCUCUGCGGUGAUUCUUUUCUUUUUUUUCUUUUUUUUUGCUUUCGAUUCGCCAGAGUUCCGAGCGAUUCUUCCGCGUUUUCCCCGUCCUCUCCCCACCCCACUUUUCAAAAAAACACAUCGUCGUCCGUCGUGUAUACCGAUAGAGAUGAAAAAUACACCAAGACAGUGUCCACCGGCAGUUUAUAUAGGCUACGCGUACACACACACACACACACACACACACGAGUAUUAUGACUCGCCGCGAAAAUUACAUCAUUUCACAUUACAUUUAUAUUUAAUCUCGAGUGUGUUAUAGUUGCAGUGGUGCGCGCGCGCGCAGAUAACUUAUUAUUGGACUUAUUCCAAAAUUGUUUUAAUCUUUCGAAAUAUACGAAGAAAAUGUUUUAUACGUCGUUAUAUACGACGGGACGGUAUACGGAAAACGUAAAAAUAAUAGUAUUAUAAUAUAUUCCUAAUGAUUCGCGUGAUGUAUGCAAACCGAAAAAAAACGACAAAUCGUAACACUUACCCUAUGAUACAUUUAACCGUAAAGCAUUAUUAGAAAAAAAAAAAAAAGAGAAGAACUGCUAUGCAUAAAAUAUAUAGAACGGUGUAAAUUGCACUUUCGGCACGCAGUAUUAUAAUAACAUAUAGGAGAAAAUAAUGUUUAAAUAUUGUAAAAUGUAUAUAAUACACAGUCAGAGACGUAUUCGUUUCAAAGAAUUAAAAUUUUAAAAAUAUUAAAAAAUAAUUCCUAUAAUAUUGUAAGACGUUUUUUUUUUUUUUUUUUUAUGAAAAAUCGAUCAAUUUUUUUUCUGUGUUUACGGAUAACGUCAACAAUAUAUUGUCCAAUAUUAUUCAAGUGUGCAAAUCUUAAUCUGAAAAAAAAAACCGAGUUCUCUAUUUCUGUAUAUUAUAUUGUAUUUUAUUCGAUUGUUAUGCGAUUCUAUUAUGAAAACUCUUUUGAUUUUACUAUCUUACUCCGCAAUAUAUCGUGACGAGAUGAUAAUUUUAAAAUUUCUUGCGUUUUAUUAGACAUAUUAUGUAUUCUAUAUAUUAUACAAAUUUUUACUAUAUUUUUCUUUUAAUUUUAGAUCUUUAACUGUGCAGGAAAGCUCAUCGUCCUCCGUUUAUAAUACGCUGCAGACGAAUUAUCAAAAACAAAAUAAAAUCAUUCAUUUCAUCUGAGCCAGUAUAUUAUAAUAUGUUUACGAAUUGUAAUGUACAGUACUAUUAUAUCAUAGCUAGACCCCGAGUACGAUAUUUUUCACAACUUCACGGUUUUUUUUUUUUCCGUACAAAUUGAGGUAGACGAAAAUUGCUGCACAAUUAUGUAAUAUUUACACAAUAUUAAUAUUAAUACAAUAAAUUGAAUAAAUAUUAUAUUAACUUACUCAUAAUAACAAUAACACUUGGAUAUUAUUUUUAAUGUUUUUAUUGUAUAUACAACGAAACCAUUAUAAUUAUUUAAACGAUAUUAUUAAACAUUUACGUAAUUAUUAUAGUAUUUUUCUAAUCAAAUCGUGCUAUUAUAUUUACAUCGAACUGUAAUUUUUCUUAAAAAAAAUGCACUUGUUUAUUUAAAUUAACAAAAAAUAUAGGGAUAAAAGAUUUGAAAAAAUAUAAAUGGCGCGGUUAUUUUCGUUCUUCAUCAAAACUUAAACAUCUCUAUAUAUGCGUCGACUCAAUUCGAUUUGCUUCUAAAAAUCUCUAUGUUAUCGUUUUUGGAUUUGAACGAGAUUUCUGGUAGAUAAGCCAACAUUAACGGUUGACAUUAAACAUACUUCAAACAGCUCUAAAUAGUUUAGAAAUGUUUUGAGAAUGCUUACGUUUACACAAAAAACUUCUACUAUUAGUUUUAAGCGAAUUACAAAAAAAAAAAAUGCUAUAGCGUACGCCGCUUAAUUUGCAAUAUUUUCAUGCGCACCAUCGUCUAAUAUUGUUGCAUGGCGUUCGAUUCUUUCACAAAACGCGCAUUUUUCGCAUUUUCGUUUGUAUAAUAUUAUCACCACGAUGAUACACUAAUAUCGACUACAAAAACGUUAUUCGAAUAUAUGAAAUUUAAAAUUAAACCGACAACUUAAUCAAAAGUUUGUUUACAACGGUCUUUUAAUAAAUAGUUUGCGGGUAGCGAUGGGUGGAACCGACUAAUUUUGACUAUCGAUAGUUUAAAAAACAACCGAGUAAAUAGAUAGUUUGAAACUAUCGAGUAUUUUGAUUGUUUUCGCUCGGUAGUGCCCAUUAUUAUUUUUGGGACUCUGUGACGUCAAUGUAUACUUUGUUGUACAGAACGGUCAAUUCUAUCGUUAAUCCCGUCAUUAUCUCGGGAAGUAUACUGUGCAUUUUUUUCCGAUUUUCUUUUCAAACAAAUUAAAAAUAAUAUACUGAUUACACAAAAGCUUUUUCCUGUAUACUUUUAUAGCCACUUUACGUCGCAUUUCGAUUUUCAAAUGGAAUUUCUAGACCACUCCCGUUUAUAUUGAGAACGCGUAUAGAAUUGGGUGGAAACUUAACAAUAACUAAUAUUGAUUAUCACUUUCUUCGGUUAUUUUCGUUUGGGCAGAUCCGAAUUAACGGUACAAUCGCGUUAUCAUCGCGCAGACGCAGUUUGUCGGAGAAAUAAUAUUUUACCUUUGAUAGAACAAAAUUCGCAGUUAUUAACAAUUUUUCCAUUUGCACGAAUGAACGACCAGAUUGGUCUUGCAAUACGCUAAACGGUACGGUCUUUGCUACAAAAAGCGGCGGAUAUUUUGACGGAUGGUUAUUUAAGCAGGUUUCUCUUGGUUUCGUCCGAAGCUCGUUCGAGGGGUCUGAGUUUAGUGUUUUACUAAAUUCAUAAACUAUUAGCAAUGUAUACAAUGUAAAAAUUAUUGAUACGCGAAAACAAAAUGUAACGUAAUAAUUAUUGAUAUGAACAUAUUAAAUAUGUUUACCAUAUUACAUAAUGCCAUAUUUAAGCGUGUGACAAUUAAUUAUAUCUUUGGCCUCGGGGCAAAAACAGCUCGAGUCUAUUUCGUAUAGUUGUCACUACGAGAAAAUUAAAUUUUUUAACGGUUAAUGAAUUGUUAAUCGCCAAACGGUUUAAAAACCUAAAGAAGGUUGAGACCGAAGAUAGGGUAAGGUAGGGUGCAGGGACGUAGUGGUGAUAAGGAUAAGAGCCGUAGAAUAUUUUUUCCCCGGUUCGGUGAAAUCGAUUACGAAUAAACGAUAGUAUAUACCAGGGGUGGCCAAACUGCGGCUCUCGUCAUAGAUUCAUGCGGCUCGCAACUUAUCGUAAGGUACAAAACAUUUUUAUAAAAAAAAAAAUUUUUAAUAUGAAUUUAUGUAUUUGAAGAUGCAUAUUAUUUUAUUAAAUUACAAUUUAUCGAACACAAUUACCAAACAAAUAUAGUGUUUUUGAUGUAAUAUUUUUAAUUGUUAAUCAAUAUUUUAUUUGUAAGUUUUUUGAUGUCAGCCUUAUACGUCGUUAAAGCAGUCCUCACAGUUCCGUUAAAUAAUCAUCCGUUUAAAUUGAGCGAUGUUUAGCGAUUUUAUUAUUUUCAUUGUCUAGUAUAUAAAGACUCGCCAGAAUAUGUUGUUCCGAAAAUUCUCCACGUUUUAUUGUACAUUUUGAUAUCUUAUCUAAUUUACGAUAAUCAUGUACAUACAUACAUAUAUAUAUAUUAAUAUGACCUUUUUUUUUUUUUUUUUUUGCAUUUCGGCUCUUCCAUAUUUAUUAAUAAUAUUGUUUGUAAUAACCGUGUAACCGAUAAUGAAUAAUAUAACCAAUCGUCAAAACACACUAAAUAUUUCACCGAAAAUGUCGUCCCCCCCCCGUGUCUAGCGCGUUACAAUUAGCCGCGCUCUACGCCGGUCCUCACCCCCUCUCCGAUUUCUCAAUUGAACGCAGUCCGUUCGUUUAACGUAUUGUCUAUUACUGUACUAUACGGUUUCGGUUGCGCGCGAGGACGACGGCCGACCGGCGAACGGAGCGCAGGAGACUCGCGGCGGUGUUUUCCCCGCGUAUGACAGUUUAGACAAAAAAGGAACUCGACGUUGAUUGACAGCGAUUUAUAUAAAAUACGAAAGAGCCGCCGCCGUCGGAGACACGCACGACUCGUCCGUCGCUCCUCUGUCGCAUCGGCGGCGGCGGCGCCGGGCCCUCCAGUGCGCGUGCGCUCUCCGCUCGCUGGUCCCCCUCCUCCGCCGGGUCCCCCUUCACGUUUUAUAUACCCGCGCCCGGUUGAUUGAUGCGUCGUACCUUACCCGCUUGUACACGCGCACGCACGCACGCACGCCCCAGAUUAGAUAGGAGAGCGCAUUAUUAUCAUUAUUAUCAUUAUUAUUAUUAUUAUUAUUAUCAUCAUUAUUAUUGUGUGUGUCACACGGACGUCUCUUUUAGACGUAAUGAUUUUGACAUAUCUACCGACGACGACCCGAAGAACCGCUGCCGCGGAACGGGGGGGAGGGGGAGACGCGGCUGACACACACGUCACCUAACCUACCUACCGUACUUAUCCAUCUCUGUAUUAUUAUUAUUAUUAUUAUAUACCUGUACACUUCAUAUAUUAUUAUUAUUAUUAUAUUAUAAAAUAUAAACUGCACGCGGGAGAGACGGAGAGACAGCGACAGAGGGGAGAGACAGUCGAUCGAAAUUAGAUUACAUGUUGUUAUUAUUACUAUACGGAUACCGGCGGUGUGCGCACUCUUCGUUUUAACGGUAUAUUGUCGGUACACGGUGCGGUGUAGCUAUACCUAUAUGUUGCGGGAAAAAAAAAAACGGUUUUUUUUUUAUUUUUUCUGUUGUGUCGUGUUUUUUUUUUGUGUAGUUUUGGAGACAUCCGCGCGGGUCGGACAGUGCAGACGUCAGCGCGCGUAGUGUAGCGGUAAAAAUGUGUUCGAAACCGCUCGAAAAAAAUAAUAAAAUAAAAUAAGGGUGUCCUCCCGGCGACGGUAAACUAUCGGAAUGUCGGAAUUUCGAGUACAUUAUUUUGUUUGACUACGACGACCGUUUCGAUCCGUGCGGACGGGAGUGCAGACUCGAUGUUUUAAAAUACGAAAUUCGGUAAAUAUAACACGCCGUUUGAACGGGGGCGCGUCAUAAUAUCGUCGUAAAUCCGACCGAAACAAUGUGCGCGGUACACUAUAUUAGAGGGCAAUACGGAAAUCUUAAAAGAGCGUCGUUUUAUACGCAAACGAAUAAUAUGAUUAAAACGUCAAAAACGUGCAUGUAAUAUACGUGCGUAAUCGAUUAUUAUUGUUAUUGUUAUUAAUUUACGGGCCUCUAUAUUCACAGUACAGACUGAUUAUAGUGUACAGGCGAUAUUCUGGGAGAAUUUCCGGUUUUUUUUUUUUUAAAUUUUUAAUUAUUUUACACAGAACCGUUUAAGCUUUAUUUCAAUAUCAUUUUAGAAUUUCGCGCUUUUAAUCGAUCACACACACACUUUAGACGAACGUACACAUUUCGAAACACCAUCGACUCCCCCUAAUUUACAAACACGUAUUCGAAUAGUUUUCUAUACAAACGUUGCUAUUAUAUCCCGUAUGAGAGUUAUAGUUUAAAAUUUAGACCGGAUGAGCACAGAAGAGCGUCGUAUUAACUUCUUGUCUGUUUUUGACGAUCGAAAGAACACGUGGCAAUUAAAUUCCUUUAAAAUCCUCCGAACAAAAAAAAAAAAACCAACGCUGGUUAGCGGUCAAUAAUAGAUCGCUCUGUAUUAUUGUAAAAAGGCACAUUUGCGGACACGAUAACUCGUGUUGCGCAAUAUAUGUAUAUAUAUAUAGAUUCGUAUUAUUAUCUUUUUAUCGGUAUCUAUACGUUUUGUAUACAUUACGUCGCGCGCAACGUAAUUAUUAUUUGAUCGAUCAUUUCGCAUUCGCAUUCCGACGAGCAUAAUGCUAUUUUUUCGUGUUCGCCUAAAUUAUUAUACCAAUGUUAAAAUGUUAAAUUAUACUUCUUAUAAAGCUAUAAUAAUAUGAUAUCCGCACGGCAUCUGUUGAAUACAAACGCAUUAAAUAUUUGUUUAUUGUCACGUGCGCGGCAAUCGAAACGUACGUUAUAAAGUGUGCGGUAUAAAAUUAUAAUUAAAAUCGUUAUGUGUAUGUACUAUAUAAACUGUGAGUACCUUAGAAAUUACAAUUAUCAUAAUAUUAUCUGUUGAGAGGACGUCGUGGCGCGUUCAGUGUCGAAAAGGGGUUGCGCAGACGAUGAUUUUCGUUUCAGUUUUCGAACAAAUCGCGGAAAACACUCGUUCCAGCAGCAAAGCGGACAAAACAUAAAGGUACCCUCUUUUAAAGCGAUUUUAGAGUUUUGAUUGUUAUGGAAAUUGAUUAAUACGACUGUGUGGAGAACAAUGGAACAAUAUAUUUUAUUAUAGUUGUACGUAUAUAUUGCUCGAAUAAGACGGUACCUGUACGCGAUUGAUAUUAUAAUAUUUAUUUCGAGACCGAAAAGUGGUGGGAUUUUUUUUUUUUUUUUUUACAAUUGUAUAAAACACCACAACGAAUCCGUAACUUUUUUUUGUUCAUCUCCAAUGGAUAAAGCGGUGUUAAACAAAAAAAAAAAAAAAAACGGCAAAAACCGUAGGUACCCGUUCGUUUCGAACGAUUUUUCGCGUUUCCCCGUAACAACUGCUGCAAUGUUCGGUUACUAAAUUAAUAUAAUACACGUAAAAUCUGUUGGGAUUUUCGGUCGGGCGGCGGCGGUGGCUACGGCGGCGCCCCGUGGCAGCGUUUCCAUUCACACGACGGUCGGCGGCGUGCGUACUCGUAAACUUCACCGCCGCCCUCCACGCCAGCGUUGUUCGCGUGGCCCAUUCAAAAUUGUCUCCCCCUCCGUGCGUAGCUAUGCACGCGUCGUGGCGCGCAACAAGCGCAAAAGUCGGUCAAGAGUAUUCUGCGGCGCCGGCCGGAGAGAUCCGCGGGGAGAGAAAAAAACGAAAAAUAUCGUUUUAAUUUUAUUCAAUAUUAUUAUUAUGUAAACAAUACGCGCGGAAAUAUUGUAACUGUUUCGCGUAUUGUAUCGGGGAGAAAAAAAAAAUAAUGGGAAAACGUAAAAUAUUUAUUUUUUUUUCGUAUAAUUACGACCCCGCGGCGGCGUCGGUGGCGACCGUGCGCUGCGCUGUGUGUGUGCGGGACGUGUCGAGAACGAUUGAUUAUUUUUUAAUAAUAAUAAAAAAAAAACCGCACAUCGGCCCGUUUACAUGGCAUUCCGAAAACGCGUCAGCGAGAUAAUAAUCAUAAUCAUAAUAUAUACAUAACCCGCGAUAACCGUUGGCCUAAUUUCUCGGGGGACCGGUUGUGAAAGAAGAAAAAAAACAUAACGUAUAAUAAUAACGAACACAUCAUGACAUAUUACUAUAAAAUAUAAUGCGGCCGGAGAAAUAAAUAAAAUAUUAUCAUAAUAACGCGUAAUAAAAAUACAAUAUCGGCCCGGGCAGUCGGUAUAUUUAUUACGGUGUUUUUUUUCCCCGGGGUGGGGAGUCAAAGUAGACUAGUGCGGUCUAUAAAAUAUAAUAAUAAUCGUGUUAAUCGCGUUUCGAAUCGACCAAAGAGCAGCUGCGCAGGCGUCGCUGAUGGAUUAAGGUUUUCUAUAAUAUUCUAAUAAUAUAUAUAUAUGUAUAUUUAAAAAAAUGCAUAAAAUAUUUACAUAUUUUACGCGCGCCCGCACUGUUGCGCUGUGCCCACCUAUACAGUACGCGUAAUUCUUCAUUAUAAUCGUCAGUGCAGGCGGAUGUUCGUUUUGAGAUCGGUAUCGCGAGUACUGUAAACGAAUUGCAGAAAGUGGAGGGUACGAAUUUAGAUGAAGCAGCCGUUUCAUCCGUGACCGGAACCGGGCGGGUGAACGUGUGCGGCAUUAUCGUUAGAACGAUUACUAUAUUAACGAAAAAUGCGAAGUAUCGCACGCCAGUAACGUCUAGUAUGUAAGCCUAGCCUUAGGGUUACGGGUCCCGAUUCUUCGGGAUUUCGGUUGUGUGCGGGUUUCUCGCCAUGAAACUGCUUCGUAGAAAAAAAAAAAAUAAACUUUACGCCGGCAUUGCCCUUCUCCCGUCAACCACGACCUCGGGUCGGCGGAUACCUUACGGGAUAAAACUCUUUCACGUUAUGUAUUUAUAAUAUGAUAUUUAGCAUCUAUUUUGUCGUCGCCUCCGUGUUAUUGUGUGUGUUUGUUCGCGCAUCGCCAUAAUCUCGUCGCGGCCGACUAUCGUAUAUAUUUUAUAAAUCACAUAUAUCAUUCGUUGCCGCACAUAAUAAUAAUAAUAAAAAGAAAAGAGAUCGGCGUAUUGCAAAGGACGACGACAAAAAAAACAUAUGGCCCCUUACGUGCCGCGUUUUUUUUUUUUUUCACUUUUUCUUCCGCUUACAUACACACACACACACACACACACAUAUACGCACGCACGCAGACACGCACGCACGCAUAUAACGCAUCGCACAGCACAGCACACACCCGCGAACGUCGUUUUGUUUAUUUUAUCAUCAACACACAAAUAUUGCGAAUACGUCUCUCCGACCUCCAUCAUUUAUACAGGUGUCAAAAGAAGAAGUAUAGAAUGAAAAAAAAAAAAAAAUAAAUAAAUAAAAGGAAAUAAUAUAUAUAACUUGUGGUAUAUAUACGUAUACAAUGUCGCGCACGCACACGUACGAUAGUUAUUUUUUCAGCUGAACGAGCGUGUGCCUCGCUUCACCCUCCCCUCCCCCACCCCACGUCGCCGUCUUUUCCCACAUCCCUUACCCGCCCCUCAAUGCGUGCAGUCGAUUCAUACACACACACACGACUACCGCCGCCGCACGUGUUAUUGCAUAUAGCUGCUGGUAGUCUUCGAAGUCACUCGAAAACGCAAAAGCGCGGUGUAUAAACGGCGCAAUUAAAAUAUAUACGUAAUAAUAAUAAUAAUAAUAAUAAUGUGAUAGUGUAUAGCUUAAAUAUUAUAAUAUAUUAUGCACAAGAACGCGCGCAUAUAGUGACACAACUCGGAACGUUCGAUUUUUUAACUCUAUACCGGUUUUUUGAGCCUACCAAUAUUUUGAUAAUGGAACUUGUAUAAUAAUAAUCAUAUAUAUAUUUACAUAUAGUAGUCGACACACACGUUACAGUAUUGUGCGCGUUUUGUACGAUUCGCAAUAAAUCACCUUGGGACAACGUCGUCAUGUGUAUAUUAUACAUGUAAUAAAUGUGAGAAAUCACGUUUUCGUCGAGUUGUGUCACUGUGUAUGGGUAUACUGUUGGGCACCGACAUAAUAUUACGUGUUUCGUCUGGUACAUUAUAAAAAAAAAUGUAUAUGUAUAUAAAAAAUAAUACCCACAGUGUUAUUAUUAUUAUUGUGCGAUACGCAGAUUAGGCAUACAAAAUAUACGUUUAUUCGUUUACAAUUUCGUACCGUUUCUGUUACCUAAACUUGCAGCCGGGCACAGUGUCGUCGGUAAUAAUAGUGUAAAUAAUGUGCUUAAUACAAUAAUAAUCCGUUUAAAUUAACACCCGUCGAUUGAAUAUUAGUCGGAGCGAAACGAGUUUUCUCUUUUUUUUUUUUUUUCAUUUCGUUUUACGAUCAUUAUAAUUUGUAUUAUAUUAUUGUAUAAUACAUAAAGCAGUUAUAUUAUUAGUAUUAUGAUUGCACCUAUAACGAAACGAUACAAAAAUAUAAAUCAUUUUUAAGAGAACGAUAAAAAAAUCAUUGAUAUUUAACACGAAAAAACACCACCCGCUAGCAACUGCAGAGUUACGUCACAAGAGUCGAUUUUCCUCUCACAUUUCGUAUUAUUUAGCUGCACUAUGCCGAACAAUACAUAAUCGAAUACUACAUAAUAAUAAUAAAUAAAUAAAUAAAUGAUUGAAUUUAAUCGAAAAACAAACGGUAGGGGUUGGACUUGAAAGUCGAAACGAGCAAAAACUCAUCCUCGAUACUAACACCAAACGUGUACACGAUUUUAUACUCCUAGAUUAAUUUGGGGGGGGGAGAGUUUAUAGAGAUGUUCAAAGCUAAAUAAACCUCCCACAAUAACGUGAUUAAAUAUCCGUACUGCAGAAAUUCGACUCGACUUUUAAUCCGUCCGUAAAACAAUUCUCAUUGCCGGCGAGCCGUUAAGAAUAUCCGAAAGAAACGGGUGAAACAUUCACUCGUAUUUAAACACAACAUAAUAUAUUCUAUUUACGGGGAAAAUUCGACAGUAAGAAAUAUCGUAAUCUUUUUUCGUUCGACGAUGCGUUUAGUGAAACGGGAAAGCCGUCGAAAAUAUCCUCUCUAAACGUCGCAGCAAUCCGCGUUUGAACCGUCUCAUUUAAAACGCCAUGUAGUUCACGUGUUUCGAGUCGCCCUUUAUCGUUAGACCGAGAUACUGCGGUCUAUAUAAUACAUUAUGACGUGACUAUAUAUUAUUAGCCGGGCCUCUAGUAACGACCCGAAAACCAAACGGGACUUUGUAACGAAAAAAAUCCGCUGUCAAUCUGUAUAUGUAGCGUCAGCUAAUCAUACGACAUCAUACCGACGUCCCCGGCGGCAGGUUGUUUCGCCGCAUACGGACACACAGCAUAAUAAUAAUUUUUUUACUGUUUUUUUUUUUUGUCAAUAAUAAUAUCUGUAUAACGAAAAUUUCCGCGCGGGGUGGAUGAUAUAGGUACAUAGGUAUUAUAUUAUACAGGCUUUUAAAAUGUCGCGUCGUAAACGCGUCUCCGGCGGCGGCGGCGGCGGCGGCGGGGAGAAGAGACAGAUGUUAUCCCGCGCGUCCUAUUAUAAAUCUAUUAUACGAGUACACAUAUUGUAAUAAUGCGACGAUAUUCUAGUAUAUAAUAUAACACAGUAUAUAUAUUGUCGUUAUAUUCUAUAGACAAUGGGGUCCUCUCUCCGAAUUCCCCGCGGUUUGAACGUGACGCGUUUUAACGAAAAAAAUAAAAUAAAAUAAAAACGAACAUUUUUUUUUUUUUUUUCUUUAUAUUUACAACCGUCCGGCAGUCCGCGAUUGCCAUCUCUCUUGCCGCACACAAUCCCAAUAUUAUCGUGUUUAUAACGUAUACCUAUAUAUUAUUGUUGUUAUUACAGUCUGGUGCGGCGACGAUGAUCCGCCCGGACGGUGCCCACGCGAUCGUAUUAUAAUAUUAUACGCGUGUCCCCGCGGUGGUGCCGUCCACAAUUUUCGCCCGUCGAAACGCUACGGCAAUCUCCGCGGCGGCGGCGGCGGCGGCGUCGUCGUCGAACAUUAUUACAAAUAUUAUCGUAUAAAUUCCCCGCAUAAUAUAUCAUCGUGUGUGUGUGUUGUACGUUUUCGCGCUCCGGUUUUCUUUUGAAAACUUCGCCGGUGUGUAAUAAAUUCGGGUUUUUUUUGUUUUUUUUUUUUUCUACAAAAAAAUUUCUAACAAAUAACUCCCGUGUAUAGUGCCUAUACUAUAAAAUAAAAUAUAAUAUAUGUUAAUGUUGCAAUGACGACGACGACGACGACGACGGACGCCAUAAAUCAUAAAAUAAUAUACGCCCGGCUAGUUAUUCCGAACAGACCGAUAAAACACAAUAAUAUAUAAUACCGAGGUAAAAACGUUUCGGAGAUUUUCGUCGGACAAUCCUAUUAUUAUUAUUAUUAUUAUUAUUAUAUUGUGGCUCGGUCGCGCACAUUGUAUAUUAUUUAUACAGACUCAUCGAACGCGCAGCGGUUCGCGGUUAUAGUUUCGUCCAAAGACGGUGGAUAUAUAACGUGCCUACAUAUUGUAUAAUACGGCGGAGAAUUGAUUGGAUUUUUAACGAUACAUCACGGACGGGUUACUCGAGGAAUAAUGAUGAUAAUAAAACGCUAUCGCCGUAUAAUUAUCAGCAUUAUAAUACUAUAUCGUAUAGUGAUAAUAAUAAUAAUAAUAAUAAUAAUAAUAAUAGUGACGAGGAUGGCGAGUCGAACGACGCGAGGGGUGAUGUCCGCCGUUCGCUUUCCAUAUCAGACAAUACCGCGGGAUUUUCAUUAAAAUUUUUACGACCCGUUCUUUCGUAUGUACGUAUACCUGUACUAUUAUUCCCAUGGACCACAUCCAUAAUAUUAUAUAGUUUUUUUUUUCGUUUUCUCCCCGAUCGUUUCCGAAUAUGACGGCGACGACGACGACGACGACGGAGAUGAUGAUAGGUUCACGGCGUUUUAUUUUCAAGCCCCGAACAUCGUAUAUUAAUGACGAUAAUAAUAAUAUCGUGUGUAUUACGCGUGUAAUACGUACGAGAUUGGCUAUAAUUAUAUUAUACUCGUAUUAUUAUUAGGAGGAGGAGGUGUACAAUAAUUUUCUCCGUUGCUCAGUUUUUGCCGCCCGGUGCCCAUCAGCUUUGGCGGCGGCGCGGACUGUGUAGACACUGUGCUGCACGGGUAUUACAGGUACUUACGAAAAAUAAGUAAAAAAAUUUCAACCGUAUAUUUACCGGUUCGAUUUUUAUUGCUUUAAAUAAUAGGCCGUGGCGCCCUUUGUACAUAAUAUAAUAUCCGCUGCCGCCACUGCCACCGCCGCGCGUAAUUGCAAUUUUUCGUUUACGCGUUAUAUAUUACCGGUACAAGAGGCUCUCUCCGGGAGAAACUACGAAAUUGGUUCCCGGGCCAUAAAAAAAAAAAAAAAAAUAAUAAUAAUAAUAAUAAUAAUAAGACGUACGAUUCGGUUCCCGAUAAAAAAAAUUACACGGCGCCGUUAAACCUUUCGGAUCGGUUCUCCCGGUAUAGGUUUAAGUAAUAAAACGUUUUAAUCGUGUUUUAUUUAUCGCGGGAAAAUUCGGAUCGUCCUCGACCGUCAAAAUCCCAGACUGGGGUCCCCAGUAUAAACUUGUUAAUCAAUCGAAAUCCGUCAAAUCCAAACCCUAUGCAGGUUUGUGUAUAUAUCUUUUAGGUCUAAAUAUUAUAUUCUUUCGGACGACUGCGACCGCCUCGAGUUCGGAUUUCUUGUAGAUUUUCUAUAGACAGUCCCAAGUCUGUGUAAAAUGGGAAGCAAAUCGCUAUUGGUUUAUUAUUCUUUAUAAAAUUAUGCUUACUUCAGUUUAUCGGAACCAAUUCGUAGAUGUAUAGAUAUUACAUAUAGACUACCCGGGUACCAAUUCAGUAAUUGGGAACCAACUCGUAGGCGUCCCUUUACCGUUUCCCCUGCAGUCCCAUUACCGCGACACACGCACUCGCUUCCAUCUGAUCUGUUUUUAUCUAAUCGAGCUAAUGUUUUUCAGUCUCGCAUUCCGAUUUUUAUACCAUAGAUUGUAUCGUCUAUCUACCGCCUUUGUUUUCACCUACCCGGUGGUGCAGGUCUUUCGCCGUUAGAUUUCAUAUUCCACAUCGGACCGUGAUACGUAUUGAUAACGAUGAAUACGUUGACGAUAACGACUACGAAAAUAUUAGGAAGUUUAUGACUAUAUAUUAUUUUAUCGUAUACUUGUCUGUUAUACGUAUAACGGGGACCUAAAUGUGAAUUGUGUAAAUAGUUCACGAUUUCGCACAUUUAUUGUUAUUUUGUUCGUUUCGUAUAGAGCGUGUUUUCCGAAAGCAAACUUUCGUUCCGGCAAUUGGUUUACCGUUUAAGUGACGGACGUUGCAAGUUCAUUUGUCGUCUCCGUCUUACAAACGCACGACCUGGCAAACUUCCGUUCAGCAGUGCCGAUUUCGUGCUGUUAGUUUUAAAAUAUCGGAGCGGUCUGUUAUCUGUAAACUUAAAGGGCAGUACCGUGUUUGUACGUAAUUGGUUUUUUGUUUUGUUUUCGUUAUUUUUCAAACGAGAUACGAGUGGCGCGAAACAUCGCGUUUUAAAAAUGCAUAUAUAUAUAUAUAUACAUUUCGCAUGUAACGUCGAAUAAAAAAACCUACACGUAGAUAAUGUUUUUAUAUUGUACAUUGAAGUUUGAUCGUAUUGAUUCACCGUGAAUACCCGUAACAAUAUCGCGCGGAACUGACCACGGAACAAAGUCGGCCCGGCCGGACGUAAAUUCGCGUCCGUCCUCGUGACAUAUACGGUGAAGCGAAAAUGAAACUAAACUGUUUUUAACGAAAAACUCUGCGCAACGUAAAAAUCACUAAAUAUGCAAGGGACGGUUUGUUUAUUUAUAACCCGAGCGUCAGUUCGUUGACCUUCUCUAUUGCGAAAACUCUCUAUAACCGAAUAAAUCUCUCGGUCCCUUAAGAUUCGUUGUCGAGCGUUUUCACUGUAUUACAUAUUUUACGUACACGUGUUGUUAUAAAAACGUUCGUUUCCAUUCGCGGCGAGGUGGCGCGCGGAUUUUUCGACUGUCAUUACGCAAUGUUUUACCGCAACGGAUCGCCCGGCAUAAUCAUACGCAUGCAUAUAAAUACACUGUAACGUGCCCGUAUAAUGUCGUCGCGGAGGGGAGCGCCCACGUCGCGUACACAAUAUGACACACAAAAUAUCUGGUUUCGAUGCGAUUUUACGACACGAUUAUAAUAUUAUCGUUAUUAUUAUUUACGCCGAAAUGGUUAUGCCGUAUCAAUUUGAAUUUGCCGCCGCGAGUGUUGCACAACGUGUGUAUCAUUUGCAUUCAUAUUUUGUGCGCGGUAAAAACGCAAUAUAAAUCACGGCGUCGCAUUGUGUACAACAGGUACGUCCCGUAUACCGUGAUAUCCGCCGUAAAGAGUUGUUUGACGCCGCAGACGUAUUAUCCGUUCCGUGCGUAUGAUAUUUCAGUCAUAACGGCCGUCGCAGUCGCGCGGCGGCCAGUGCCCGUCUGUACCUAUAUUAUAACGACAUUUUAUGCGCGUAUCGGCUCAAUCGCCGUGCGAACAAUAAAUAAAUUACAACCCGACCCACUCGAUUUAAAGACAUAUUUUUUAUUUUUUUUUCUCGGUGUUUUUUUAAAUUCCGUUUCGUACGCCCGUUAUACACACUACCGGCCGUAUAAUACGCGCAGCGCGUCGCGUACACGUCCGUCGUGUGGUUUCCGUCUACUCGGAAAACGCUUUUGAACGCGCGGAUUUCAGACAAAAAAAAAAAAAAAAAUGUUCAAAUGUACCGACAGUUUUCCAUUAGGAUUUGAAAAACCCGAGCCCGAACGGUUUUAUUUUCGUCUGUUACUAUUUCGCGGUCGCCUCGGCCAUGGGGUCGACUGGACGAAGAAAACACGACUUAUACACAGCUAACGCGUUAUAAUACUUCGCUCGGAAUACGUUUUGUUUCCCCCCCCCACUCCCAUCACCAAAUUUCUAUACUCACGGUUUAUCGUCGUGAAUGUUAUUUACAAUACCCUAUAAACAUUAUCGUACCGUACACAUUGUAUACGAGCGUACGUACCUUUCAAACUUGCCGUUUCUGCAAAUACAGUGAUUACCCGCUGGCUCGAAAAAAAAAACAAUACCAAUAAAAUAUAUUACGGACAAGUCGUCGUCGCGGUACACACACGCGGUUAAUUUAUGUACGCGCACCGCGACUCCGCCGGCGGAUUGUCGUUUAGAGGUCGUAUAGGUUUUUUUUUGUGUACACGCGCGCAGACGUAUAGCAGGUUUGUUUUCGUCCGUCCGUUCGGGUUUUUUUUUCCCUCCCCCUCCCCUCCCCGACAAUUUCAUUCCAUUUAAAUAUACAUCCAAUAUUAUCGCUUCGCGUCCGAAUACUGCCAUUACGGCGUGGAACACGAUAUCCGCCGCCGCCUCCUCCUCGAAUCCCAUAAAGAGGAUUUUGACGUACAGAACAAUGGCGGCCGAUAAGACACUCUCGCGCAUGCGAGCGUGUUUACGUCGUCGUCGCCGUCGUCGCUCGCGCCGCCGCUGCCGUAUAGUUUCCCCGGCCGCAGAAAUUUCAAGAAUCUGUCAAAAAAUCUCCCGACCCGUGUGCGUAUUAUUAUAAUAGAGCCGGAGACGAGAACUGGUUUUGUUUUCGUCGUACGCCCCGGCGAAUGCCUCUCUCCACGAAUAUGUUAAUUUGCCCGACGAAAAAUAAAGGGAAAAAAACCGAACCGCACCGAAAACACGUAGUCCUCCUCUCCGUUUCGCCGUCUCUCCGCGACGACGUGUCUUCUCGGCCUAUUGUCGCCCAUAUAAUACGUGUACCUUAUAUAAUAAAACCGUAUGUUACGAUACGUUGGCGCGCCGGACGUUUCCGAAAUUAAUGGACUCGAAAAACGCGCGUUUUUAUUACGGGACGACGUCGUCGGUUUUUCUCGAAACUCUCGACCGACCGGGCGACACAUUAUACGAUUGGGAUUUUCGGGGGAGCGGUGGGGAGGGGGGGCGAAAAAAAAAAACUCGCCUAAAAGGACAAUAAAACCCCGUAUACCCAGAGUGUAGUGCGCGGUUAUACUAUUAUUACCUAUUAUUGUAAUGUACGACCGGGUGAUUUAUUAGACCGUCGUCGUCGCCGCCGUCAUCGCGCGCGGGUACCGUUACAAUUUUUCCCGCUCUAUUAUCGUUUAUCGCGCUCGCCGACCGAUCGUAUCGCGCGCGUCGUCGUCGUUGCGAUUGUGUUAUCUGUCCGGCCGCGUUACCGAGACGAUUGUUUUUAACGGUUUUUUUUAAUAUUCCCUCCGGUUGUAUAGCCGCGAGGCGCCAACGCCGCCGGUCCCUCUAAUUUUCUAAUGCCCGCGGCGAAACGUUCUCGGUCGACGGAAUCGAGGGCCGAGUGCGCGAUCCGAGUCGCCCAAUACUAUCGGACACCCGUAUUCUAUUGAAAUCCAACGCAUUUACUACGGCGGUCGGGACGGGCGGGCGCAUUGGCGGGCGCGCGGAAAAUUAAACCGACGAUUCAAGACACUUGGCGCCGCCACCGAAUCAAUACCACGCAGUAUUCACGUACUUUUCUAUAACCCGCCGCUCAAUUAGAAAACAAUACAGAAAAAAAAAAAAAAACAAAUUACGCGCUCCGUACGCUUGGAAAUCCGUUCGCGACGGACCGCCCGGACGAAGGUACAAUAAUAACGAACGUAACGCGCCCGGGGUUUUCGCGCGUUUCCGCCGCGGGCCCGAGGAUGUGUUCGUAUACGUGCACGCGGGCGCUGCGCACACGCUACUGUACAAUACGCGUACGGUAUACCCCGAGGACCUCGCGCGCCGGGCCCACACACGGAAACAGACAAUUCGCGCGGCUACUGCCAAGUGAUAGACACGGAUGAAUGCCCCUCAAGAGAAAUAAAUAACAACGGGGGCCCCGACGCCCGCGCGAUUUUCAAUCUAAUUCCGUUCGAUCCGCACUCGUUCCCGCCGACCGUGUAUUGUAAUGCGCGCAGCGACCUUUUUCCCGCGACCCGCCGCGUCCCGUCCGCGCACGACGGAAUCGCGCCCGGAGCUGCUCGGAAAAAAUAAAUAAAUAGUACGCGCACUUUGUGUAGUACGAGGUGCCUGCGCGGCCGGGAAAGUUUUUUUCCGGCUUCGGACCCGGUGCCGGGUUUCAUCGGUUCGUUUGUUCACGUAAUCGCUCCGGACGGGCCGAUUCUCGACGUCGCGGGCUCGGUUUCCCGCGCCCGCGAUCCACACGCGUCGCGUCCCGCGUAUACGCGCGCAAUACACCCGAGCGAUGGAUUGUGCCCGCGCGCACGUAAUUUUUAUGGGUUUUUUAGUCGGUUGUACACUACGCGUACGCGCGCCGGUCACAAUAACACCGUGUACGGGUUGUGCCUGUUGUUGUUGUUGCGGUCAAGAAGCGAAAACCUGUUUCCACGUCGCCGUCGUCCGGAGUGACGUGCUUCUCCAUCCGAGUGACGAGACGGUGCGGCCGCCCGGAAAGGCUUAUAGGUGCAGGGUAUACACGCGCCGCGCACGCACGCACGCACGCCCCGGACGCGUAUUAUAUUAUUUCGAACGCGCGUGUGUGCAUUUUCGGAUUGAAAUUAAAUCCGUUACGAACGUCUCAUGCGGAAAACCGUACGUCGCCCGUCACUACCUGUCACGUCUGCUCCGCCGCCGCGGUAUUAUUCGAGAACUCGCCGGUGUAUUAUACCUAACCUACGAAAUUCGAAUUUAGGAUUGAGUUACCUACGCACGGUCCGCUUGUCGCGCGGCGCGUAUUUCGUGCGUUUUUAGCGUCGGCCGAACGGUUCCGAUAUGAUAUACGCGCGCGCGCCUCGUGUUUAUUUUAUCGUAGUGUUUUUUUUUUUUUAUUUUUUCAUUAUUAUUUUUUCGUUUCGUCGUCUAUCGCGCCGGUCGUCGCCGCCGGUCGAUUUUUAAAAUACCUAUAGGCGUCGUUACGCGUCAGCCAUUCGAUUAUAAUGUUGCCAAAAAAAAAAAAAAAAAAAAAAGGAAAUCUACGCAACGUCAUUGUCGAUUGUUGCGCGCGCGCGCGUUUAAAUAGAUUAUUUAUUUGCCGAGUCUAAUCCCGGACACCCUUGUCGACGUCGCGGGCCAUUUACCUACAGCAGCGAUGUUGUGCAACAUACCUACGCACGCCUAAUAAUAAUAAUAAUAAUAACGACAAUAAUCGUUUGCCGAGCGCGACGCACACGUCUUAUACGGGCGACACGAAUAUUCGGUGCGUUACACAAUGACGAUUGCGAAGAUACGAAAACGGACGGACCGGCGGACCGGUCGGUGAUUUACCGACCGGACACACACACAGCCGGGCGCAACGACAACAAUAAUAUCGUACAAUAACGGAGACACGGUAGCGGGCCGAAAAGUCCCCGAAACCUCUCGGCAAGAGAAAAACGACAAAAAAAAAAGAAAAGGACCUUCGGAUUCCCGGAGAACGCCGCGGGAAUUCUUACCCGGGAAACGGUCGUCACGGAUUACGCGCUUGUUACAUUGUUGUCACUUUACACGUACCUAUGUGACGUGUUAUACACGCGCGAUUAUUCGUCGCGACGGAUGCCCGGCAUUCGCGCGCGCUCGUCGCGUGAAAGAAGACGGCGGAGCUAUGGGGACGGACGCGAUAUCGCCGGGUUUUAAAUUUAGACGCUCGGCGGCGGCCGUGUUGAGCGUUCCGCCAAAAAACGACGACGACGGCGGCGGCGACGAGCCGGCCGAGACGUGACGAUACGCAAUGACGAGACGACGGACCGGGGAGAGUAAAUACGUACGCGUACGGGAUUGGCGGCGGCGGGACAGUGGAAGAGCGCAUUGUAACGAAUUAAGGGCACGGCGAACGCGACGUACGCGUCUGUACGUUCGGUACGCGUACCCGCCGCGCGGCGGACGCGUUGACGGACACGAUCCGUUGGUCGUCGCGACGGCGACGCGACGCGGCGGUCGUUAAAACGCGAACGUUGGAUUAUUCGCGCGGUAAUAAUUCCCGGAACGGCGGCGGGUAAUAUUAUUAACCUCGCGUGGGACGGAAUGAAAAACGGGUGUAAAAAAAAAAAAUAAUAAUAAUAACAAACGCCGAUGUAAUAAUAUUAUAAUAACGUUGUUCGAACACGACGCCGGGCGCGCGCGUUUUAUUUUUCACGACGAUUUGAAUACCGCCGCUAGCCGGCGGCGGCGGCGGCGACGGGUUCGCGAAGAGCAGGGGACGCGAGCGCGCGCGGGACGGUGACGGGUACGGGUACGAGGGGCAGGGGAGCGGAGGGCAUGACACAUUGAUGCGCGGCGCUGCCGCCGUCCGUGAAGGACUGCGACGACGACGACGACGACGCUGAAGAGUUUAUCUGCUGUACGGGCGACUGAUGGAUUUAUUGGUCCGGCCGCCGGCGUCUUUUUAUACACGCGCGUUCUAUAUAAAAGCGAAAUAACACGACGAGGCUCGGUGCACACCGGACGUGUUUCGAACGCGCGACGAAAACGGCUUGUAUGCUAUGUACGCGUGUGCGCGUCGCUGUCAAAAUGUAAACGCUUUUCUUUUUGUUUUUUUUUAAAAAUUCAAUCGCGACGGCAAGUCGAACGCGAAAACGUUAUCCGCGCGGCGGUGUGUUAACGCGUUCACGGGUCGUUUGUCGUUUGGCGCGGGGUACCGUCGGGCGAGACGGCGAUUUGCAUAAUGUUACCGUGUGGACGCGCCCGGCGAGAAAGACGAGAGUUUCGUCACGAAAUAACAACAACGGUAAUAACAAGAGCGUAGGUACGCGAAAGAAGUGUGACGAGCGACAGGAGGGGGGGGGUUAAAGAAUGAAAACUCCCUCGGUCGUCGGGCGGGCGACAACGCGAAGAGGUGUCCCCCACGGCGGUGCCCGCUAUCGUUCGGAGGGCGUUUGGAAAUAGUCCCGCGAUCGUUUUUGUUCACGGUUCAUAAAUCUCUAUUAGGCCACGGGGGCCGGUCCCGUCUACUUACGGUCGACGCGGUUCUUAUGUGCGUGCGCUCCUCGGUCCAGGAAAAAAAACGAGUUGUCGUCUAAUAAUAACCGCGUGCAGCGUGCGCGAACAACGGAACCAGUUGUGCGCGCGUUAAAUACUUCUAAACUGCUGUUUGACGUGAGCUUGACGGGCCGCGGGGAACAGGUACGCCGCGGACGCGCGGCGCGGAGCCGUACCGGUUGACAGAUCCGUCAACCGUCGUGCCCGUUUACUUUCCUUCCGCCGCCGUAUACGCACGUAAUAAUAAUAAUGACGGCUACGACUGCGAUGACGAUGGCGACGACAACAAUAUAAUAAUAAUAAUAAUCAUAAUAUAUGCUACGGCUAAUUUUCUGCCUGGUGAAAUCCCAAUGCUUUUGUCCCCGCGAGCCCGCCAUUAUACGCCGCCGUACAUUAUAAUAUCAUAAUAGAGGAAUCUACUACACGUAGUACGUACGCAUACAUUCGUGAUCGGGCCUUUUUUUUUUUUUUUCCCCCUUUUAAACCUUUGGCCACCGGGCAACAACACCGUAGUACAUCGUAUUAUUAUUAUUUUUUAUUAUUAUUAUUAUUAUUGUAUUAUAAUAAACAAACGGCGACGGCGCGAAACGUGUCCGUCGUCGCCGUUCGUCAGAGAGAGAGAGAGAAAAGACGCGUUUCGUCACACGAGCGACCCGUUCUAGUUUAUAGUGUUAUAAUUUUAUACAAUAUCGUAUGAUAUACGUGCAGUGUAUACGAUUCGUAUUAUAUCGCGUGUUCUUUAUUAUUAGUAGUGGCGGUAUACGAGCGAGCGCGGGGAGAUGGCCGGAGGGUGAAGGGGAGGGGAGGAGGAGGAGGAGGAGGAGAGCGAAUACCGCGGCGACGGCACUAAUCCCGCGCGUUUCUUUAAUAACGCGAUAAAUCAUCGUCACUCUCCGCCGGCCCGCAGCUAGGUGCCCGGUCCCUGGAUUUAAAUUUAAUAUUUACAAGAGCGCCGGACCGCACGUUUUGGAUUUUAUUUUCGGAGUUUUUAUUGCCCGGCGGGACGUAAACGCGUGCGACGCUCUCCGGUCGUUGUCACCGGCCGGGUAACACGCGCGCCGCUCGCGCGUCUUUUUUCUCCCGAAACCGCUAAACCGGCCGGGCCGGGCGGCGGUAAAAACGUCGCGGCGGCCGGUGGUGAAAAUAAAAUUUUUUUUCGCCAUCUCUCGGCCCCGCGCGUCAGAGUCGCGUCGCCGGUAUUUUUCGAUUCGCAUAAAUAUUCGCUGCGCCGCGAACCGCUGCGGCCGGAAACAAUAAUAAUAAAAUACAACGCAGCAGCAGCAGCAACAACAUCGCACACCGCCGGCGUCCAUCGCGUCAGUACAUCAGCGUUAUAAUCAAUCAUCGUGCCCGGGACGGGGAAAAAAAACUUUGCACAUCACGUUUUUAAAGUCGUUCCGUUGGAUUUCACGGUCCGGCGACUCGACGUUCCGCGUACAGUACAACAAUAAUAAUAAUAAUAAUAUACAGCACGACUAUAAUAAUAUUAUUAUAACAUACCGCCGCGGCCCGUGCGAUUGUUCCGCGUAUCCGGUUUUCGGUCCGAAAAUAUUUCGAUAACGUCGUGAAAUUAACACUUACAAUUGCCGUACCGGACAUCCCCUGUCUGUCUGUCCGUCUUACCGUACGAAUUCGCGUGACGGUUUCGGAGGGAAAAAAAAAACGAAUCCGGAGGGGCGGUCCGCCGCUGGAUAUCGCGCGGUCCGCACCGGCGAAGGUUAAACGGUUUCGUCGUUGUGGGGGAGGAGGCCUAUUUCGGGUAGGGGCUCGGGGGAUAGUCGAGCGCUUUUACAAUCGAAACCCGCGUUUCGAUAGGGGUAGGCGUACGAUUCGUUUAAUGGCGGAUUGACAAUUAAAACGGAAAACCGCCGGACACUAAAAUUGUUGCAGUUGUUUUCUUCGUCCCCCCCCUCCCCCCCGGUACACUUCGCGAUAUUCCGCGGUUCACGCGCCGACGACGAGACGCCGGCAACAAUAUCGGCGACGCGUCAGUGUCGCGGUCCUCGGAAGGGGGUGAAACCCGGAGGCUCGGCGCGCGGUCAAGAACGUGCCUGUCGAAAACCCGCCUGCUUCAAGAAACAAGACGGGGUUUUUUCGCUCGUACCCCGCUCGCCCUCUGCCCCCCCCCCCAUCCCGUCCGUUAGGUUAGUAUUUUGCCAAAAGCCAGGACGCCUCGUCCCGCGGACCCUUCAAUUCCGUUUCGCGCACGCGAAUAAUAAUAUCGUAAAAUCGCCGUUGUAUUGUAAUUCGGCACAAACGCGAAUACCGGGAACGUGCGCGCGACGGUGCCCGGGACGCGUGCCCGCCGGCUGUGGCUGUGCCGCGCGCCGCGCAAAACGUGUUCGCAAAUAAAUUGCCCUCCGGCCGAGUUGCAAGCGGCAGCAGCGCGACUACACACACCCGCGCGCGCGCGGCCUGUGUGCUUUACAUGUUAUUACACGGGCACCUAUACGCGUCUGCUCGUCGUCGACGCACGUCUACGUCGCGCGCGCGUUCUCUCGAUAGGCCUCCGAGCGUGUUCUUUGAUCAAGAGACCCACGGGUCCCGGGCGCGGGGGUUGAGCGAACGGAGGUCGGAGGUCGAGGGCGAAAACAUCGUUACCGGAUAUCUCGUUACCCGGGCCCGCGCGUAAUUGAUUCGCGGAGUCUUUGUGGGGAAUCACGGGCGCCGGUCGGAGGCGAUGGGAGGGAGGGGGGGGGCCGGGCCCCCGAGGCUCUGGAAUUUCGCCGCCUCCCCGGCCCCGCGUUCUCUUUUACGUCGCUAUUACCAUUAUUAUUAUUUUCGGUAAACGAAACAAAAGUUUAAUUCCCGCCGACGUUACAAUAACGCGCGUUCCGCGAAACGACGACGUUACGCGUACGUGUGUAUACCGUUGUUGGUGUUGUUGUUAUUAUUAUUAUUAUUAUUAUCAUCAUCGUCAUUAGAUCGACGGCGGUACGGGUACGUACACGGGUAACAUACGUAUUAUAAUCCGUUUAACCGUGUAAUAUUAUUAUUAUCGUUGUUAUUGUAACGUGUACCGUGUUUAAAUUUUCGUGUACGCGCCGCCGCCGUCGUCGUCGCCGCGAUACGCGUCUAUGGAAAUCGAUCGGACGUUAUUUUCCCGCGCGGGCUCGUUAUCGCGUAAACGCCGACGAGAAAACGACGCGGAACGCCGGCUCGUCCCGUACCGCCCGCGCCGCUUGUAUCCGCGGGGCCACGCGUAAUAACGACGGUAAUCGUUAAGAUUCGAAUUAAUGCGCCCAAGACCGGUGUAGUGCCGUGUGUGCGUUACACGUACUCGUGCGCGCGCAGGACACGGGAAUAAUAAAUAGCGAUCGCGUGUUCGGCCCGGGCAAAAAGGACGGCGGUGAUCAUCAUCGUCGUGCGCUCACGUGUGUGUGUGUGUGUGUGUAACCCUAAAAGUUAUAUUAAUGGCGUAUACAACGCGGGCGCGCGCGCGGAGUAUUUACCGAGUGGUCUACCGGAAUCGAUUACCGCCGGUAACGGUUAGACGGGGGCGGGAGUGGGCGGGAGACAUUGAUGAGCCUGAGUCACCGGGUGAUUGAAAUACGGUCGCGGUAGGUAUGCAUGUAACCGCGCUGGACGGGCCGCGGCGGCGGCGGGGAGUGAUUGAUGGGUGCCAUUAUCGGCUGACGCGUUCCAGACAUCAUCGUGUCGGACGACUAAUCCCGCCGAAGGCCCCCGGGUCCCUUUGUUGUUGUGUGCUGGCGGACACACGCUCGGGUUAUAUAUACACGCAUAUACGCGAGCGCGCGCGUGUGUGUGUGUGUGUGUGUGUGUGUGUGAGUGUGUGUGUGAGUGUGUGUGUACGCGCGGCGACCGCGAUUAUUUAUCGUCGCUCUAGUUGCGUAAACAUACGUAUAUAUAUAUAUAUAUAUAUAUACAUAUACAUGUAUAUAUAUACAUAUAUACGUCUAUACGGUUACAAUAAUUAAUGUCCGUAAACGAACGCGCGGAACAACGCUCGCGACGACAAAACGGCGCGAAACCCGAGUGGAAAUCACGUCGUCGUCGUGCGCCACGAUCGUCGGCCGCCCCGGCGAAAUGCUUUUUUUUCGGACUGGGCCGCGUCGCAAUAUCGAAAAUUAUUGUUUUCGCCGUACCGACAAAUAGGCUCACGUUUCGCGCACAACGCGCGGCGCCGCGGAAUCCGCGAGCGACCGCGGCGACGGUUUUCGCACGGCGGUCGGCGCGAACUUCCAUCCGUUCCCGCGCGGUGUCCGUGACCGUCGUCCGACGACAAUGCUCGCGCGGAACGUGCGGCAGCGCCGUCGUUUCGACUUCGGGACAAGAGCGCACCAUUUACGGAGGUCGCGGAGAACGGUGUUCCGGUGAUUUUUUCGUAUUAUGAACUAUCGUAAAAGUUACGGUUAUUUGAAAGAAAAAAAAAAACAACGUUUGUCGCGACCGUCGACUCCGAAAUCGAAAUCAAGAUGGUUGUAACCAAUUACGCGUUGUUCUUGCACGUCGCCCGGUAGUCGGACCGAGACGGUAGACGCGGCGGGUGUAUUAACGUCCACUUAAACGGCGCCGCUCAUGUCGCGGAACUCGUCACGGCGCCGUUUCGACGUGGCGGCAGCGUAAUUUCGAUCGGUGGGGGGUGGGGGUGGGUAAAAAAUAUAAUUUCGCCCGUCCUCCCGCCCCUCCGGAUAGUUCAACAGUACAAAACCUUUGAAUCUUCUCGCGUCGAGACAUCAACGCGUAUUGUUCUUUCUUUCUUUCGUAAGUACGUUUGUUUGAUAAAGUUAUUUCAAAGUAUUACGUGUAGACGGCGGCGGCGGCGUUCGAAAUAUCACAAUAAUAUUUUGACGAAAUCAAGUUUAUUCUACAACGCGUAUAGAUUCGCAUACUCACGUACGUUAGCCGCGAGAAGUCUUUUCGGUCGUUUUUUUUUUUUUUUUACCCCGUGCAAUUUAUCGCGUCUCAAAAACCGGAUGUCUAUUUCGUAAUACGCGCGGCAUGUAAAAUAUAUAUUACACGUGUGUAUGCAGUGACGGUUUCUCGACGUGUGCGCCGUGUUCCGUAAUAAUUUAUACAAGUGACACACUUAAAUUUAUAUUUUAAAUUUGCACGGGUUGUAAAUAAUAUUUAUAAUAAUAAUAAUAAUAAUAAAAAGAACGUCUUGUCUGUCAUCCGCGUAUCCCCCCCUCCCCGCGCACAACCGGUUACACCUCCGGGAUCUGGUUUUUUUAAUUUUUUUUUUAUUAUAUUUUCUAUUCCCCGUUUUUGAAAUACGAUAGUGAUUGAUCCGUCGGCGUUGUUGCACGCGGCGUAUCUACGCCGCGACCGUUCUAUUCCGCUCGUUGUCUGUCGUUUUAUUUUUUUUUUUCAAUUCAAGACGGAAACCGUCAACUUUUUUUUUCACGAUAAUAAUAAUAAUAAUAAUAACGAUAAUAUGCACGAACCGGUUGCGGGAUUACGCGGCACCGUAAUAAUAACGCGCGGGCCGAGACCCGUAUAGAUUUUCUGCGGUUCGACACGCGUCCGGCUUUAUACCUGCGUGACGGCCGCGCGGCCCAGAGAGAUAAUAUUUAUCCUACGCGACACUCGGAGAAGCUUUUCGGCGCGGCAGUGAUAACGUCGGGCGUAGAAAAAAAAAAAAAAAAACGUGGAAAAAACGAGACAGAAAAAAAAAACCGAGGGAUCCGUUGACGUUCCGCGCGGCAAACACGUAAAUCAUUGGCCUCGGCACGUCCCCGCGCGCGUAGUGUACGCGGGUCCAGUUCGUGUGCCCCGCGCCAACGCUUUGUUUUCGCUCCACGCGCGCGUAUUUCUAUAUACACACCGGCGGUCCCGGCGACCCCUUCCGCCCGCCAACAACCGUCGCGACCGAGGGAUUCCGUGACGGCGGCGGCGGCGGCGGCGAGCCUACGGGGAUUUGCGCGAAGGACCAAAGUUUUAUAUACGGUCCGGGCGAGGAGCGUCCGUCCGUCCGUCCGUCCGUCUUGUUUCGCCCUCCGCCGCGCCGCGCUGCACUGUAUACCGUCCUCCCGCCCGCCCGGCCCGCGUCGCGUUUCGCGCGCGUGACGGGCCCAAUACAUCACCGGUUGACACACGUCAACAAUAUAUCACUCGGCCGACCGUACAAACGGGCGCGUCGUUUUCCGUACCGCUCUCUCCCGCGCGAUCGCCGUCCGUGUGCGCGUGCACGCGUAUAUAUAUAUACAAACCUACAUCCGCACUUAUCCCCGCCGCCGCAGCGAAUUCCCACAUUUGCAUGUAACCUCGGCGAUACCCGAAGAACUUGGCCGCCCCGACGGACGUCCGGCCCGGCGGCGGCGGUCGACCGGCCGCCUCGUUGCCAGAUUUAUGACUUCCGCGCACUUUCGCGCGGUAAAAAUUAACUGCCCCGCGCGUUUUCGGGAUCCCGUGGAAAUCGAUUUUCGCGCGUGCCGAUUAAUCCACCGCCGCGGUCAAAACGUUCGUUCGGCCGUUCUUUCGAAUCGCCGCGUACCGGCCGCCGGAUUGUUGUACGCGCAUCCGGCCGUUCACCGCGUGCGGCCACCCCAGCAUGGCCAGUGCGCGGUGUCCGGUCGCGGUGACAUUGAGAUUCGGUAUUCGACACGAUCCGAUGGCGGACUUAGCAGCGUGCAGCGCGUGUGCGGGGAACGUCGGAGACAUUCGCAGCGGACGACCGAUCCGGCGCGGAGGUUUUCGCCGCGCUCGCGGGCGACGGGGGGGCCAUAGGGUAGGGCCGCGGCGAGCGGAUUUGAUUUGUGAAUACCCGCCGCCGCCGGUGAACUUUUGAUAGAUAACGCCCGGCCGCGGGGUCGUGCGCGUGUAUCGCGUGAAACAACGGCGCGUUACGUUCGCCGCGACGAGCCGCGGGUGUUGGUGGGUGAGGGGGGUGGGGUGGGGGGUGCGGUCUAGCGGCGGGUAGACGGGUGCCGCGCGGCGAUGAGGAGUCUUUGAUAACUUGUUUUGUUGCCAACAUGCCAAAUUUGCUGUAUACAUAUAUAUAUAUAUAUAUACUCCCCGCGGACGGGAGCGGCGUAUAAACAAACGCAUCCAAAAUAAAUAUUAACGCCAUAAAUCUAAACGCGGGCCGCCGCCGCCGCCGCGCAGUGAGAGAAAUAUGACGCGGCGGCGGCGUUCCGACACGGGGAUGAAAAACUCUUACCGCGUCCCCCCCCCCUCCGACCCAUUCGUUCCCACCCGCCCGUCCGCGGAUAUAUUAUUAUUAUUAUUUUUCCGGGUUCGGGGUAUACUCGCGCACGCACCGGCACAUGCUCGCACGUGAGCCGACACACACACACACACACACACACGUGCGCGCGCGCACACACACACACACACGCACGCGCGCACGCACCGUACACAAUCGACAGCUCGGCGGCGGGGAGAGCGCGAGACGAUUGACUGAUGCCGUCUCCCCUUUGACCCCCGUGCGCCGUCCGCCGCCGUCGGCGAAACACGCCGCGACGCGUACGACCCCCGACCCGGUUCCCGUCCGCCCGGGGAUCCACCACCGCCCCGGCACCCGGUCCGGCAGCCCUUUGACUUAUGGCUGUGAAACUACGUGCAUUCCCCGGAAAACACCGCCGCCGUUACUACGUACGCUAUACCGUAUCGCGAUAUUGGCUCAGUUUUCAUUUCCACAUGUUUCAUAAAGUUUGCACUUUAUCGACCGCGCCGUACACGCGGUGUACGCGUCGGGGGUACGUCGCGAUACGAACCGAGAAACCGCCGACUGCCGAUGCUGCCGAUGCGUUUUAUUAUCGUUUUCCGAACGGCGCGGGUUGUCGUCGAAAACUCGUUUCGAAUCGAAACGCGCGCGAAUAACGACAGCCGCCGUGUGUUUUACGGCCGCGAUUCCGCUCGGUCGACAAUAAUUUCGCACGGCGCGCGCGCGUUUCGCACCGCGAUCCCGGGCCGACGGUCUUCCCCGCCGUAAUAACCGUAAGCCGCUGGCCGAACAAACGCCGUGCACGUUUGCGUUUUCUGCGUACGGCGAACAGCGCGUAUAAUAUCGCCCGUCGAGCGUUUCCGGGUAGGGGUUGUUUUUUUUUUUUUGCUUAUUUUCGCGUUGUUAGUUCCCCGACGAGUGCGUCUCGUACGCGUCGCGUUUUCACCGCGCCGUUCGACCCCGUGUCUCGAGAAAUAAAAACGCGCCGAAUAAAAUCGCCGUCUCGGUUCUCGUACCGUUACCGCGUCGCGUACACGACGGCGGCGUAUAUUCGUUAGAGAGAAAAGUUUUUCGUGUUUUUUUGUCCGGGAAAUUCGCCAUACACGACGGCGGCGGCGGCGGCGACCGCGACGACGAAACGCAAUGUACGCCGGGCGCGAGCGCGCGCGCACGGGGGAUUCGAGAUCAAUCAAUUGGUCGCGCGCGCUCGCCCGGCUACUCCAUCAAUGUGUCAAUUAAAUUUAAUUUGUACCGACGCGCGACGACGACGACGACGGUCGUCCAUCGAUCAGAAACAAUGCUCGUCGCGGCGGCGGACGUCGCGUCACAAUAUUUUCGAUCCCAAUAAAACCUCCGGAUGACUAAACCCGCGGUCGGAGCGUGUACACGUAUACAACAACGACAAUAAUAAUAAUAACGUACGAUUUCCCGGGCGUUACGAACCGCCGCCGCCGCCGCCGCCACCGCCACCGCGGCGGCGACGACGACGACGACGACGGCGCCCGGGACCGGCGGCGGGCGGCUCAUUAACGAUUUCACAAGACGAGUGGGACGGUAAAAGACUGAAAUACCGCAAACCGGUUGGCCCCGCGCCGUCCGUCGAUCGCGCCGCCGCCGUCCGUCAAUCCCGAAACUCGUUUUUUUUUUCUCUCUCCGUUUUUGUCGUGUCCGGCGCGGUUUUUAUUUAUUUAUUUAUUUAUUCCGCCGUGCGUCGCCGUCGCUGUGUUACACACGUAGGACGGACGGACGGACGGGAAAAUAUUGUCACCUAUAGGUACGCGAUCGCCGCCGCCGCCGCCGCCGUUGACGCGCCCACGUGUGCGCUAAGUGGAUUUUGCUUUUAUUCCCGGACACGUUCUCCGCGACUACUAAUGUGUAUGCGAUACACGGCGGCCGGUAUUACGUUGUUGUUGUUGUUGUUGUUGUUGUUGUUGUCAUGGGCAUCACGAAAAGACGUGCGUCGACGGUAUUUCUACCGGUUUAUUGCUCCGGGUUUUUUCCGUUUUACCUCCCCUCCCCUCCCACCGUCUACGGGGGGUCUACCCGUUUAACGCGGCGACAAUAGUUGCACGAUAAUUACAACGCAUACGGUUAUAAUUGUAUCAUCGGAAUUAUCGUACACGCCUUUGCUCGCGGUGUUUUUACCCGUCGACCCACAUCGCCGCUCCCCCCCGCCACCCGCAUAAUAUUAUACACUGUCGCGUUUGACUUUUCACACCGUUAGGGCCCCGUGACGAGAGACUUUUAUCAAAACGGCUGCCCGCCGGACGGGCUUGCCAAAAGGUACAGCGUACCCGAUAUAGUAUUCAGUUUGCCGGAUUUACAAUGCAAACAAACAUUCCCGAAUUACGCGAUACGAGCCGAUAAACGCUAAAUACUAAUAGAUUUUUCGCCGGAUUGAAAUACGUUCCGUAAUGAACUGUCGGUUUUACUGUAAUAUUGUCACACGUGUUUUUCGUCCGUCCGUGUUCUAUGCUAGAAAUACCGGUCCGAUUUCAACGUGCAACGUCUUAUUUUUUUUGAAUUUUUUUUUUUUCAAAUAAAAUUCUAUCUCGUUGAUAGGUCGUUUUCGGUUUCCCCGGUAUUUUAACCGGCGUGCACACCGGUUCCAUUAGUUUCGAUUUUGUUUCGCGAUCCGGUUGAAAUAACCGUAGAGAUCGGAAUUUAUCACCGAACACAUGUUUGGCAAAUAAGCUUUUUGUAUACGCGUGAUAAAACGCAUACAGAACGGUCCGCAGAGAUAUUUACAGGCAUUUGAGAUUGUCGAGUUUUUUUUUUUUUUUUUUUAUUUUAUUUUUUUUAUCAAGCACCUUAAAAUAAAUAAUUGUGCAAACGGUGAUUAUUAUUAUUAUUUUUUUGCGCUCGAAUCGCGAAACGAGAAUAUAAAUGUAGUGACCGAAAACGGUAUUAUCGCCGACGAUUUUAUUGUUCCGAAAAAAUAAUAACUCGGUGGGAAAACUUUCGAUGCGAUAAGUUCGAAUCUCCCGCCACCGUCGCGCACCGGUCUCCCGCGCAUAUACCGAAAUGAUCAAUCGAGGUGCGGUGACGAUAAAACUUCCGUCGAGUUACUAUUAAGGAAAUAUAUAUAUAUAAAUAAUAAUCCAACUCCCCGCAGUUUAAUCCACGGUAUCCGGUAAUAUAAAAUAUAAUAGUAAUAAUAAUAAUAAUAAUACGUAUAUACUCGAGACGACGAGACGGAUCAGUUGUUUUUUUUUCCUCUCGGUCGGUAUGAGCAGUAGGCGCUCGCGACAACAAAUAACACAUUAAUAACCUGAUUAUUCCACGUGUGCGCGGGGAAUAUUUUAUUAUGAUAAUAUUUAUUAUAAUAUAAUCUCGAUUGAUGUACGAAAAUAUAAUGCGCCGACGACGACCGGUGCACCCGUUCGGGAGAAGAAUGUCUGAAAAACGCAAUAAAUUAUCAGUGGCCGCGUAUUAUACCUACACGUUUGUGCAUCGAAUAAUUAUUAUUGUUUGAACACCCCGGAACGCGCGGUCGGUUCGAUAAAUUACGGAAUCGAGAGUGAGGAAAAAUUUAAAAAAAAAAAAUGUAUGUAUAAUAUAAUACGCGUGAUUGUGUUCGUCCGGAGGCGGUAGCGGAUAACCGACCUGAAUGUUAUUUCCGAUCGCGCGGCUGACGGGCAAAGGGAGGGGGGGAUGUAGGGAGGGAAGGAGUCGGAGAAAUCGCCCGUCGUUCUAUACAUCCGCGGUUUUCGCGAUAUACGGCACCCGUAUAACAAUAAUAUAGUGCGCAUUGUACGCGAGCGAUAAAAAAAAAAAAAAAAAAAAAAAAAAAAAACAAUAAAAAAUCUAUAUAUACUACGCGGGGCCGGAAAACUUUGCACGUUUCGCGAGAUAUUACUAUUGGGAUUCGGAAUUCAAACGGUUUUGACUCGGGAGUUUCGCGGAGAUACCGCGGCCGUCUAUAUUUUUCCGGGGGCGGGGGUGGGGGCGGAGACGGGGACGUGACGCGCGUAUUUUUCGGAUAAAACGGCGGCGACCGAUACGGGAAUUUUUUUUUCGCCCUUUUUUUUUUUUUUGUCGACGCGAAAACGAACAUAAACUCGCGAGUGUACGCGGUCCGGAAGCUACUGUACUACGCCGCUAUAAAAUAUAUACGUAUAUACGUAUGCCUACAUUGUACGGUACAUCCGGAAUCGUCUGGGAUGAGGGUCCGCGGGACGUUUAAAACCGCCGUGUACACGGACGUUGCCGCGUUCAGUAACUCCGGAUUAUGCGUUCGCGGCCUUUUCGCCGAGUCGUCUCCCCCCUCUCCCCCCGUCACCGCGCAAAACGGCCGUUGCAAUACGCGCGUAAGUAUUUAUAUUCCGUACGCUCGCGUAUACACCCGCGCAGUGCCCGCCGUCGUCGUCGUCGCCGUAAUCGUAAAAACGCGGGUCUCCGAAACGCAAUAUCGAUAAAACGUAAUGGGACGCGGACCCGGGCGUUAAUUUCGCCGCCGAAGUGGAAGGUACAGACGGCCGUGUACAGGCGAGGCCGUUAAACUAAUUCAGCCCCCUUCCCGCCGCGGAUAUCGGGUCCGCGCGCGCGCGCCGGCGGUGCGGAUCCCGCGCGGGUCUCCGUCGAAAACGGUCUUUCGGUAAUUGCCCCUAGCCCCAUCCCCCCUCUCCCCGUUCCCGCGCGAAAACACGCGGCGGCGGAUCCGAUACGGAAUCCGAAUGGGCCAAUUACACGCGGCCCACGCCUUGACGGGGGAUGUUUGUUUUUUCCACCCUACACCCCCAACCCUUUGACCGUGUCAUUAUCAUUACCAUUAUUCCGCAGUUUCUUCUUGUCGCCCGUUGUUUUUAAUGCAACUCGCGUCUACGUACCGGCCGGACUACGCGCGUAAUGCGUAUUUACGUGCAGCGGGCGCAUUGGCCAUGGCGGGGGAGGGGGCGAAAAAAAAAAACGAAAAUAACAAUAACAUUACGACCCCGCAGUAGCGUACGCGGAGACUUACGAGGACGCGGUUCGCGCGGACCGUCGCAUUACAUCGCGGAGUGUGUAACAAGACGUCGCUCGGAUCCCGCGAACGGCUCCGGCGAAAUAUCCCGGCCCUCGUUUGUACCGGGAACGUACGCCACGUGCGCCAAUGUAAAAACGUCGUGUACACUUCGUUACGAGAGGACGACCCUGUGCCGUUAUAGUUUUAAUAUAUCGGUGCGAGACGGUCCGCUAUCAAACGUACGGGGAUAAAAACCGCGCGGCGUCCUCCCGAACGCGCGUCUCCGGACUCGAGCCGGUUUAAAGAAAAAAAAAAGCCGCGGGAAAAAAAUCCACGCGUCGCGGGCGUACAAUAGGGGCGGGCGGGAAAUAUUAUGCGGUCGGCGUUCGCGGAGACGUUCGGCGGGACAGAGUUCGUCCGGACUGUAUUAUUUCGCGACCGCGGGAGUGUUUAAAAGACACCGGCGGCGUGUACGCCGUAGCCGUAGUACCUAUACGCGGACGUGUACGUAUAUACAAAGCGGCUUGUCGCCGAUAUUGAUUAUAUCGCGCCGGUGCGUUUUCCCGGCCCGGAGUUGACUGACAACUGACAAAUGACGUCACUCACCGGGCUAUAAACGUACAACGGAAAACGCGCGCGCCUCGCACUCAAAGUUUCCGUCUGUCAUUGUGUACAUAUGUAGCGCGGGAACACGCCGCGGUGUGUAUUAUAUAUACGUAUAUACGGUAUGUGCUGUACGUGGCAAAAAGAAAAAGAAAUCGAUGGGAAACCCGACGCUUUGUGCGGUGCGAGAAAAGAUGGCAAUUGCUUUUGAUAUGAACUCGCUGUGAAGCUUUUAAGAGAAAAAAAAAAAAAACUUUUACCCUUUUUUUUUUUUUUUUUUAUUUUAUUUUAUUCCUGGGCGUCCUUUGACGAAUAUGGCUCGAUAUUUGACGUUAUUUUUCAUUCGUUUUCCGCCGAAACGACGACUACGACGAUUACUGUACACACGCGUCGAUUCAGCGUCGUCGCCACCACCCUUGCCCCCUUCCCCUCCAACAUAUCGUGUAGGGCGGGCGUACGCGGUCGCCCUGCAGACUGCACGCGCCCGCGCGCACACAGACCGGAUAUACGUCGCGAUUCGUGCGGUAUUUUUUUUGUUAUUAUUAUUAUUUUUUUUUUUUGUAUCUCUCGUCUUUUGUGCGCGAUAAGAUUUUCGGGGCGAAACGGCGCGGUAUUCGCUCGUCUCAGCCGUAGGCGACUGCGGCGGUAUCGGCAGCACAACAACAACAACAACAACAACAACAACUACAACAACAACACCGAGCGUACCCCGCACACACCGCACGCCGCAGCAAUACAGUAACAGAUUAACAUUUUCCCGCGUCCCGCUCACUCCCAGCCGUGCGCCGUUUGCGUUUUUAUAGGUUUCCCCGCCCGCCCCAUAACGGCCCCGCCGCCGUCGUACGUCCGUGUCGACAAAAUAACUCCCGUUUCCCGGCAAAUCGACCAUUUCGGUGUGUGCGCGCGUGUGUGUGUGUGUGUGUAUACGAGCGCGCGCACACACGCACAAGCACGCGAAACGGGAGCGGGGGAACCGUGAGGUCGUUUCGAGGGCAUGGGGGGCCGGGGGUGUGGCGUGGGGUAUGGAGGCAAUAAUCGAAAAGCUACAGGCAACGGUGCGGUGUCGGAACGGGCGGCGGCGGCGGCGGAGUAGAUCCGCGCGCGGCCCAUAAAUCUGAUCCGCGUCCCCACGUCGCGUCCUCCGCGCCCGGGCCCGGUUUGACAUAAAUCAGUCAAAAGUCUUGGCCGGGGCGGGUUUAUGUAUGUACGUACGUAUAUAUAUAUAUAUAUAUACACACGCGAGCGCUGCACGAAAAGACCUUGAGUAGGCGGCGGCCGGGAUUGUCCUGUGACGGCUAUAACGGGUGAGAUAUGGUCCCCGAGGGUGGGCCGCUGCCAUAUAAUUCACCCGGUUCUCUCUUUGUCACGCAUCCCUCCGCCGUCGCCGCCACCGCCGCCGUGAGUCCCCCGUCUUCGUGAUGGCCCAUUGUCGGCGUCCAAUCCGCCGCCGCCGCGUUUUCUUACUUUUAUUUUUCUCCCCGCCGCGCACCACAUUAUACAUAUAUAUAUAUACGAGCGAACGCGCGCAAAACCCGACGCGCCGUUCUCCGUGCCGACGACUCGCUCGCCGCGUUCACAAUGACGUUCGAACGCAUAACGUUAUCGUCCCGCGCGCCGGCCAAUAACAGCCGCUGUCGGCCGCGCGGAAAGAGAGCCGCGAAAAUCGUCACCUACGUAACCCCUAACCCCCCCGUACACCGUGUAUUUUUUUUGUAACGUUUCCCGUAAACUUUACGCGCGCGCGACACGCGUCGCGUUCGCCGGGGCUGACGUUUGAUGCGCGCGCUUUUGUUCGACCGCGUAAGUGACAUCUUGAUAGACAGCGGCGCGGGGCUUCCGGCCGCCGCCCUAACGAGCUUUUGUCGUUAAACGAUAACGCGGGCGAGCGUGUCUGCCGCGGCGCGCUCGACGUGACACCCGAGUAACCUUUAUUAAUACACUGCCGCCCCGGCGGCCGGCGGCCGGCAAUCGAUAACCGCGCGGUGUAAAUUAUUAUACUAAUGUGUGUUGUUUUUUUCUUUUGUGUUUCAGGUAAGUUGGCGCUGUGCGUGUGACGAAAUUAUUAUUAUUUUCGGAAGACGAAUCGACGGUCGAAAAACGACGGUACACAUUAUCAUCACAUUAUAACAUUAUUAUUAUUUUGCGCCGCCGCGACAAUUCCCAAGCCGGUCGUUCAUUAGGCCGCCACUGCCGCCGGGCCGGCCGGCCCUGCGAAAGUCCCGUGUCAAAAGUCGCGUCGUCCAUCGAGAGACGCGUGCGCGCAUUUAUUAACCGUCGCAAGCAAAUCGUCGUUGCCGCCGCCGACCCGAGGACUUGGCGGGGGUGGCGCGCCCGGUCAUUAGGACAAUUCAUCAGUAGCUUUCGCCUCUCCUCUUACCUUACUCCGUCACCCUCUCUCUCUCUCUCUCACUCUCUCUCUCUCUUUUCACUCUCCGAGGCUCGACCGCUGCAGACCUCCCCGCCCUCGUUCUAACCCCUUCGGUCUCUCUCUCUCUCUCUCUCGCUCUCUGUAAUGACGAACUUUCGGUCCGCUAAUUGAUGGGGUCUCGUUUGUUAUUCGGCGCGCUGCCCCGCCGCCGCCACGGUCCCCCGACACCCGCUGCGCUGACCGUCCGCUGCAGCUUUGUCGCCCGGGCAUUUAGUCGCGUUCCGCCGCCGCCGCGCCCGCCGUCGUCCUUUACGCGUCACAUUAUAAAACGCAAUUAAUUCAAAACCGUCGUCGACGUCGUCGUCGUCGUAGCCGUCCGAGGACCGGACCGAGUUGAACGACGUUGACAAAAGGCCCGGGUGCCCCUAAUUAUGUUAUACCCCUCGGCGCCCGCGCGCGCGGCUACGGGUACGUGUGGCGGGAUACGUAUAUACCUAUACGUGUACUGCACACUCGCUCCGGCGAGCGUACAUUGAAAUGUUGUUGUCACGCGACCCGUCAAACUUUCCGGAAUUAACUACUUCAGACCGCGAAAUCGAUUAUUUCGAACGCGCGGUCGUCGUCGUCGUCGUUUCGCGUUACCGCCGUCGUUAUGGCGCGCAUGCCGACGAAAACGACCAAGAUUUCUUAUUCUUCCGCCGCGCGUAUACGCGAUAUAAUAUAUUAUCGGACUCGCGGUGAUGGAAGGGGGGCCGGGGGGGGCGGUCGAGCGGCGGAGGACCCGGGAAUUAUAUACGCGUAUAUAAGAAAGGGCGGUCGCGGGAUUUGUUGUCGGUCGGCGGCGCGGGCGAGGGGGCAAUAAUAAUAAUAAAUUUUCGACUCCACGUCCGUCGAUAAGAGUCGCGCUUAAUUGAAGCGGGCGGGCGCGGAGGCGCGCGGGCCAAAGAGUUAUGGCGGAGUUUGUCAUUCACGGCUGGCCAAACUGCACAACGGCGACGGCGGGCAACGGUCGUAUAUCUCGGCCGGAAUGGCCUCGGGUACCAUUAGAGCUUCUAUAUACCUUCGACGGGCGAAAACUUUUGGACCUCCUCCUCUUCGCCGCCGCCGGUAUAUAUCGCGCACAUAAAACGGCGGAACGGUCGAAGGGGCGACGAGCAGGGAACGUUCGGGGCCGGGGGAGGAGCCGCUCCGCACAAUGCGAACGAUAUAUAUAGAGGGACAUUAUGUCAAGACGAACAGAUGUAUUAAAUAAAUAUCCUGCGCCCCGCGUGUCCGCCGUGAAUCAGUCCCGUCCGUCCGUCCGUCCGCGGGGUUCUCGCAGGGGUCCUUACGACGACGACGCGCGUACCCGUACACACGGCGGCCCCGUACACGGGGGCUGUGCGUCCGGCGUAAAUCAAUCGGUCGAUAAGAGUCCGCGCUGCACAGGAGCGGGCCGGCCGCGCGGCGGGAAUUUUUACGAUCGGCCGGAGGUGCUCGGCGGCGGCGGCGCCGUCGUUUAGCGUUCCGCGGGGAAAAUUACAACGCCCGCGCCCCCGAGUAAAUUACGACCGGCCCGAAAACUCUUAACCGUUACCGGCCACGUCGCGCGCUUUUUUUUCAGAUUCCGAGUGAAGCGAGGGGGCCGCCUAUCGGUUUUACAGUGUACGAUGUGUAUUUUUUUUUUUUUUUAUUUUUCUGUCCGUAAACGACUUUUCACCUAGAAAUCUCGCAUUUGAAAUUUCACGUUUAUAUUCGAGCCAAAGAGGAAAAACUGGUUUUUCGGGUUAAAAAAAGAUUAAAUAUAAGUUUGUCAUUGGCAAUCGUUUUUAUUUUAUUUUCUGUUAUUGUUGUUAUUAAGUUUUUAUUAGCUGGUUUUAUCUUUUAAAUCUUUUUUAAACAAUCGUCGUUGUGAAAACGAACGUUGGUUUUUUUUUUUUUAGAUUUUUUCUCCAUUCAAAAUCGCUUUUCGUUACCAUUGGUUUAUCGUCGCUCGCAGGUAUAAAUUAACUCGAACUUUAUGUAUCCCACCUUACCACCUACAUCAGUGGCCACAUCCGUCCCCAGUAUCAGCUCUGUUUUUUCGCCGACGCCCAUCCCUUUCCGCGGUGGCGGCCGAGAAACAAUAUUUCUUCGCGAAAACCGGUUGCGUAUAUUCCGAUGAUAUUUCAAUGUGCGAUUUACGGUGUUUGUCCCAAGACACAACAAUAACAUUAUUAAUCACCCACACGUUAUUAUUGUAUUGUCUGUCACAAGACGAAAAACAAAAAAAACAUAUGACAAAAUAAUAGACCGACAAACGACGACUAAAGAAAAUAAACCCCACGACGUCCUUCGAGAAUAUAUCCAUCGCAACCUCUCGAAAAGUUUUACUACAUUUUUUGGGCAUAAUCGUUUUUGUACAGUUUUUUGAUCAUUUUUUUUUUUUUUUUUUUUUUUUUUAUCAACCCUAGUUUUCGGAGGCGAAACGAUUUAUUCGCUUUACUCGCGGUUUUCACACAAACAUUGAGUUUAAAUAAAUUAAUAACAUUUUCGCGUUGAAAUUUCGUCGUCAUUGCAUCCAUAAGGGCGACAACGAAUUCCGAAAAUUCGCGCGAAAAACCGAAUACGAAUUUAAGUACUUUGUGCGAACAUAGAACUAUAAAAUAGGACGGUGCAUAGUUAAAAGGGUUCAGGUUCAAAAAUGUUUACACUUCAAACAAUAUUUAUUUGAGCCCUUUAUCACAAACUGAAUUUAAUUAGGUAUCACGACUUAUUGUGACAAAACGUAUGUAUGUAGGACCGUUGAUAACGUUACUAAAUUUGUUCAAACUAGUGGUACCAGUAGACGCGGGGCACGAAAUCGCGUACAGAACGUUAAUAUGAAAUAUUCGAAAAUUCGACUGGAGCUCUUUUGUCGGGUUAACAUUAUCAUUGUUAUUUGUUUUCCGUCGUCGACCGCUGCACACCGCGGUGUCGACUCGUGUUCGUUUCACAAAUUAUUAUUACCGAAAGAACCGGGGGGGGGCGGGAGGAGGGAGAAACGAGCGCACACGUCGACUGCGACGGGAGAGCUCGUUGACAUUUGAAUAUUCGAGCGCAAUAAUUCUCUGACUGACAAUACCGGUUGUCGUACAUAAAUCACUUAACGGCUCUCUCGGUCGUCGUCGAGUCGCCGGCCAGUUUUUAUAUCGUGUUUUUUUUUUUCGCUUUUUUUUUUUGUGUGCGUAUUAAAUUUAUACAUAUACGCGGGCAUGACGAAACGCGUGCGCGCGCGUUGGCAUUAAAAACCGUACGGGUUUGCGCCGUUCGCGGUGGAACGAGUAUAAAAAAAAAAAAAAAAAAAAAAAAAAAAACACAUAAAAACCAUAAAAAAAUAAAAACGCCGCGAAACGUCGAUAGGCGCCUGUACGAAUAUUUUAAUCGACCGUUGUUGUUUAUAAUAAUGCAUGUAUAGUUGUACCCCGAUUGUAUGCAAUAUUCGUUUUUUAAAUGCACGGGCACGUCGGAGACGAUAAAAAUCGCCUUAUUUAUAGAGCGGGCGAAGCGCGUUUUCACCGGGUGGGGGGGGGGGGGGUGGAGAGUUACGGGAGUAGGGGGACGUCGCGAAUUUUGUUCCGUUAGGAUAAUUUAAAAAAAACAAAAUCACGUCAUCGUCGCGACAAUUACAACGCGUUAUAUCGUUUUUUAACGUGACAGAAUUUCCCGAAAAUCACCGUGCAAAUGUGAUAAUAUUAAGCUCGUGACAAACCGACGCGGGGUCGGUCGUCUUCGAAAGGCCGCGGCUACGUCGGCCCACGCCGGUUUUCGGAACGCCUCUGAUCGGCGAUAAGUUUUCGAGGGGGGGGGGGAUUUUUUUCAAUAUUGCACGUUUCUGAAUAGCUGAUUACAGUAUAAUUAUUAUCGAUUACGAUUCGCGUGCAUCCCGAAGCGUACAAACGCACGUUUUCAAACGCUAAAACUGUCCCGUCGAACUCAUACUUCUGUCUUGUGCGACGUCGCGCUCUACGGCGCUUGGCAGUGUACCGAAAUCGCGUAUUCCACCCUCCCCCCCUCCCGAUACGCGGAUAUGCUCGUGUGGAUAUUGUAUUUGUAACGCGCGGCAACGAACCGAACGCGGUGAAUUUUCGAAAAUAAAAAAAUAAAAGUAUAACGUAAAACAAAAAAAAAAAAUACGAGAAAAAAAACCGGACAUCGACGCGCUUCAAACGUCAUUCCUGUUAUAACGCACGUCAGUCUACCGACGGCGACGGCCGUGGCGGACACGGGGUUUAUUUUAUUUUAUUUUUUUUAUCUAUAGAGUUUCUGGUUUUUUUUUUUUUUUAUUUAGCCUACGUGUUUUUUUUUUUUACGACUGACAAAUAGCACCUUGCUCCAGGCCCGUUCCGUCAUUCGUGACACUCUUGACUGACACUGAUCCGCGACGCGUGUUAUUAUAACGCCGCCGCCGUCGCGGACGGACAGACAGUCUCUAUACACGCUUCGCCCCGACAGCUAUACGUAUAUAAAUAUAUGUGGGUACACGCGGAAACCGAUUAUGUCUUGUGUGAGCGUUUUCUUGCACGUACUACAGUGUAUAUAUAAAUAUAUACGCGCGUAUUGUAGUUUUUAUUCUGUUCGGAUCGCCCCGCUGGAGACGGCGCUAUAUAAUCGGCCGAAAACGUUAUCGGGUUCGCAGCCCGAAGGAAGACGUUUGUGAACUCGCGAAUACGGGAAACGCGGGAAAAACGGACGGGGGAUGGGGGGGGGAAGGGGCGCGCGUUCGAGAAACGACGGACGGUAACGGACGGCGAGUCCAAGGCCCGAUCUUUUUUUUUUGGUGGUGGGGGGAGAGAGGGCAAACGAGAAUUUAAUGAUUAAAAUGAUAUGCGGAAAGAACCGCGGUAUAGGUGUAGACGAGGCGGAUCGCUGAACCGAUCCGAGGAUUUCAAAAGAACAGCCAACAGUGCUGAAAGGCGAACAUUUGGAAAGGUGGUUCGAUAAUCGGAUGAGUCGUUGCUAACGAAAUACGAUUCUGAACGGGGUUCGUUGAAACACGUGUUAUGAAACGUCGCGGUUUUUACGAUUUUCGUCAAAAUAUAUAAACUUUUAAAAAAAAAUUACUGAGUAACACUCGACUUUUUUCACCGCCGAGUACAACUUAUAAUGAACUUUGUGUUUAAUUUUCAAGUAUUUUUUUUUUCGGUAAAACAAUUUUUAUCCGCAUAAAACUUAAUAAAAACUAGAAAAAAAAACUCGAAAAUAGCUUACAACUCUUCAGAAAGUUUGGACAAUUUUACCACGUCUAGAAAAGGCUAAUAUAAGUAUUCGGUAAAAACGUCUUUUCUCCGAAUAAUAAUUAAUAACCGAAUAUCCGAAUAACAAAAAAAAAAAACCAAAAAAAAAAUCGAUAUUAAUUAUGCUACCUUUAAUGCCUUAUACUUUCCCGUUCACAACCAAUUUUCAAGAAAAACACUCGGAUUUUUCGAUUUUAAAAUUCGUAGCAAUGUUUCUGGUAAAAAAAAAAAUCUAUAUUAAUACGACUAUUUUAUCACUUUAUAAAUUUGUCCGUUUUGUACUCCGAUCGAGAAUUACUCGAAAACGACUCGAUCGACGCACCGAAUAAUACGGAUCGAAACGGAAAAGCCCUCGCGUCGUUCAUCGGUCGGAUCGAGAUUUCCGGUAUAGAAGACCACGUGACCGUUUUAUAUUGCAUAUAAAACCUCGUCGCCAAUAAUCUGCUAGUAUUUAACCCUCGCCCGGCCACUGCGUUAUUAUCAUCCAAUGAUAUUUUCCAUUACGGUUCUAAAUUCAAAAGCCAAAAAUGCGUUAUUUUCAACAGAGUCACUAUUGUACUGCGCGCACUGUUAUAAUAACACGAACCGUCAGUUAUAUCGUCAGGCAACGGAAAGAAUCAACAAAGUACAAAGGUCAACGGUUAAACGAAUGCGUAAUAUAAAUAACGUACUGGGGGGGAGGGGAAAACCUCCCCGGACCCACCUUAAUCCGGGCUUGUGUAUAGGUGGCGGUUAUCGCGACCGUACAAUUUAUACACACGUGUACGGUAACGGACGAGAUGGAUAGGCUUCCGUUCGGCGGCGGCGGUUUUCGACCGCUGCACACGCGCGCACACACACACACACACACACACACACUGAACUUCUGUGUAAUAAUUUAUACGUUUUUCGCGCGGUCACGUGCGUCGAUAAUUCAUCGGAUAGAAACGAUAAUGGACUAUCUAUCGGUCCCACGCGCGUGUGGUCUCCCGGGGAACUUGUCGUGAAUAUCAAAGAGCCCGGAGAACGGAGGCGGCGGCGGCGACGAUGGUAACAACGCGAUUAGCGCGGUCAGUCGACGCCGACGCCGGAAACGGUAAGCCGACGCGGUUCUUCUCAUUAGCGCCGGCACGUCGUCGCCGUCGACGGGACCGGAAAAUGAAAAUCAGAAAAAAAAAAAAAAAAAAAAAAAAAAGUAAAAACAAUACGUGCGGCGGCGGCGUUCCGUAUACCGCGCGGUCACGUACCUAUCGAUAACACCGAGUCCUUUUAGCGGGAUCGGCAAACACGCGUACGCGUUACAUUGGACGCACGUUCCGCGAUAGCUCUGAGCGCGUACCCGCGCCUAAAGCACAAGUGUAAACGUUCCGCGCACGUCUAGUGACCGGGCCGCACGGCCGGACCCGUACGGCAAUCUCGUGGGCUGUGAACGCAAACGGCAUUAAGUUACGACCGCGGUUUUAACGCGCGCGCCGGUAUUUAGACGACGGAACGCGAUGCGGCGCGGACCGUCCAGCUGAAUCCGUUUCUCCGGGUCGCGUCGCGGUCGUUCCGAGCGAGAAAACUGUACACUGAUGCACGACCGAUUAACCGACUGUGUAGAUACCGCGACAGAUAAUACGAACGUAUGAUGUUUUAUCUAUGACCAAUAGCGAAUAGAUUCACAAAAAAAAACGCACUGGGAGCGUCAGCCAUCGGUUCAAAUUACCGGUCGAGAAAAAUUCGCGUUAUCACUAUUAUACUCUUCGUCUGGCCAUUCGGUGUGAAACCGUAGUUAUUACCUUACCGUAGUAUUUCAUUUGUACAACCGUACGAUAAUGUUUCGGUCGGAAAUUUCUUUUCUGCCCACCGCGCCAUCUGGUUCGGAAAUCUCGCGGUUUUGCGGCGUACCCCGUGAAAUUAACAAGUUAUGCGACGUAUAUAUAUAUAUAUAUAUAUAUAUAUAUAUGUAUGUGUACAUGUGUACGGUAUACAUUUAGUCUUAUGGGCUUGUGGGGAAUUGACCGACCGACCGACCGACCGACGACGAGGACGACGACGUCCGGAUCCGUUUCCGCCGAGAUUUCCCCGUAGUACAAUAUCACGUGCAUUUCCGAUUUGCCGUCCUCACCCCUCUCCUACCAGUCCCACGUAUACGCGUAUAGCCGACGGACACGGUUCCGCGAGUGUAUGUGUAUACAAUAUCGCGUCGUCGGGACGAUCUGCGUGACCCUCCGCGGACUCCGAGGGCCGCCCCGAGAAAAUGAGAAAAAAGUAACUACGUAUGUUGUACGUAUACAUAUAGAGGCACUCAUAUACUAUAGGCGCAUUGACGGCGUCGCGAAACGACCUUUGUCGCGGGCCGUGUGUGUGUGUAUAUAUUUGUAUAACAAUAAAACGAAACGUCGUCGUCUUUCGCGUGCAUAACACGCGAUACCGGACGCGCGCGCGCGUAAAUUCGAAAUUGUCUCCUCUGCCCACGCACGAGUCGCUACGAUAACCGAUAAAUACGAUACGAUAACGUACGGCGCGCGAAUUCUGUAUCGUCGAGGAUGUAUCGCGGCGGCGAGAGGGCGGGACAGAGAGACGGAGAACGGAGCACCCGGUGACUUAUGCGAGCUCGAUACGGCCUGCGUGUGUAUAUAAACGCGCGGCGAGAAAUAAUGUGGGUAGAAGGUUAUCCGUGUCGCCGUGAUGGACUCCGCCACCGUCUGCGGCCCGAUCGUAAAUCUAUCAAAACGGGUGAUAUAUAUUCGCGGAGAGGUAGCGAAAGACCGGCGGCGGCGGCGGCGUUCGUUCGCGGUCCCGUGAGUUAUUCCGCGUCCGGAAAAUCGCGCGGAAACGUGGCGAACGGGCGCCAGCGUCGAAAUUCCGCUCGACGGCGACGGCCGUGGUCGCCGUCAUCGUUAUCUCUACGAGCGCGGGUACGGCGCCCGCGAGAAAUCUCCGGACAACGCCGCGAUUAGCGCGCGGCACGAAUAUAAAUAGAAAAAAAACGCCGUCGUUGUUCCGCCGUGGACCGCGUAACAUCGUGUGCGAAUGGAUUAUUCUAUUCCCAGUGUUACCGCCGGGGAACGCGCGCAAACGUUCGGACCCGGUCGAUUUCCCCCGGUUCACGUGCACCGCCUUUUUGUUUUGCGGAACGGUAAACGAAUUUCAGACUUGAAUUAAGACCCGUCAAACGGCCACCACUCGGACCAACGCGUUACGUUAAAAUCGCAUACACAAUACACCAAGUGGCGAACCGAACGGUUCUUCUCGAUUCCUGUCGAUACACGCCUCGUACACGGUAUUUCCCCACCCCCCUCCACCCAGCAUAAGCGCGUUUAUCCGCAGGGCUGAAGAAACCCCAUCCCCGGACGACUUGUUGUACCGUAAAAAUUGGUCCUCCGAUUCAUUUAUUUUUCCGCGGACCGUGAACGCUAUUUUUUUGUUCGUCGCGAUGACGACGGGGCAGUACGGUUGUUUUUAAAAUGGAAACUGAUAAAAAGCGGCGGUAACCCGGUACUGGCCGCGGCGUCGGGCGAACAGGAAGUCGUUGGCUGGGUUUGACGUCAAAAGCGGCCUGCUGCACCCUUCCGCGCGGCACCUCUGCACCCGCAAUCGUCGCCAACCCUUUGCGCGCGUAUACGUUAACCGCCCCCCCCCCAUUAGCGGCCCGCCAAAUUGGAAUAUCAAUCAAACGGCCGCCGCCGCCUGACCGCCCGUUUCGCGACGGGCCGUGUUCCGCGAGCCGUCCGUCAAUCAUUUUUCGCGUCGGCCCGUCAUCGCCGCAAUCUGCAGCGCGACCGCAAACAAAGCCCCGCAGAAUCUUAAUUAAUCUGGCGCGGACGUGGCUCUACGACGACGUCAAAACGCGCUCUCGGCGGCGGCGGCGGCGGUGUCACUUGCAUCCCUCGGUCGCGGCCGUACCCCAAUCGCCCCUCCUCCCCCCCCCUUUCGAAGAAAACCUAAAUCCGUCAUCCCCGCGGCGACUUUUGAUGAAUUGCCCCGUCGCCGGACCAAUUAAGUUUCCGUGUGACCGGUGCCGCGCGGUCAAGCUAAAAAGCGAGUUUUCCCGCGCGCGGACUGUUACAGAAGGAGAGUGAGAGCGAGAGGGACGGCUGCUAUUAUAUUGCGGAGAAAACGCGGCCCGUCAUAAAUCGUGUACGCGUUCCGCUAUAUACUGUAAUACUACUUUUUAUUCCGCAAUACGAGUAUUUUGCUGCAGCGUAUAAAUAUAUACCUACUAUUAUUUACUAUUAUUAUAUCGUACCUCCAUAUACAUAUAUACAUCGGUGACCCGGAUGUAUAAAAGCCGUGGCGCGAUAAGGGCGCAGUAAAUUUCGGGGAUAAGACGGCGGGGGGAAAAAACCAAUUUUCGAGACGACGUCCGGUUAUGCAAAACGGGCGCUCGGACGUGCGGGUAUAUAGCGGCCGCCGCCGCAUCGAAGUUUUCUUAUUAUUUUUGCCGGGGACGACGGAUAGCGCGGAAAAGGGAUGCCAUUUGACGACGACGACGACGACGACUACGACCGUCGUAAACGUCGAGGCCGAAAAUAUCAUUGCGAUCCGGCCGGGGUCAUAACUUUCUUAGCCCCGUGCGCCGCACACGCUCCGCUCGCAAUGAGGUGUUUAAAUGCAAUACUUGUUCCGGCGGCGGCGGCGGCGGGUCAGGGAUGGCGGGGUUUGCGGACCCUUUGCUGAUGCUGCACGCGGUGCUCAUGCAUAACAAGUAGUAUACGCUAGUAAAUAUUAACCCCCUGUUUUGCGGGACACCGGUAAUAAAACGCCCGAAAACCACUACCGUAUUAUGCGGCGGCGGUAAGUAAGUGCGCUCGGCGUGACGUUUCGUUUGUGUAAACCGUUGUGCGGCGCAAUAACGACAAAGUGUCGACGAGCAAAGAUAACCGCGACCGUAUAAUAAUAACAAUACGUGUAUACACGUGUACACGCGUACGCGUAUAUUGGGCGUACAAAACGUCGUCCGGUUGAUUUUCAGCUGAAAUUUUCGUAACGCGCGAUGGCGGCGUGAGGGGGAAUGUCGUGCGGCGGGCGGCGGACGGAAUGGCCGCGGCGGUGCGGUGCGGUCGACCGCGCGGCAGAAAAUCCUUGUCAAUUUGAGUCGGUCCGCCGGGCAAAACGUCACGGACACGAUCGGAUAAGUGAACCACGCGCGUGACAGAGACGGAGGAGAGAGAGAGAGAAAGAGAGAGAGAGAGAGAGUGAGAGAGAGCGAGCGAGGACGAAAGUACUCUCAGCCCGUUCGGUCCGCUUCCGCCGCAGCUCGCUCUUCUGCUACGCAUAUACAACGCUCUCUCGGCUGUCACUCGGCCGACGGUUGUCAUUCCGCCGCGCGCAAAGGGUUUCUCGCCGCCGCCGUCCGUCCGUCCGUCCGUUGCAUAUUCAAUGAGCGCGCGCGUUUCUCGUUCGUCGAUUUCCGAACCGUCGUCGUCGCCGCCGCCACCGAAACCCAAUAACGCGCGCGGCCGACUUGACGUUUUCCCGACACGCACACGCGGGCACGAGGCGUCCGUAUUAUAAUAUUAUGUAGCCGAGAGUGUCGUUGAGGACGGACAGUUCCGCCGGCGCGCGCCCGCGCGACAGAGGGGAAAACAAUCGAGUGCGCGCCUCCGUCGCCGAGGUGACAGCGGUGCACGAGAUUAAAGGAGAACCGCGUGCACGCGGAACAUCAUUCGGCGUCGACCUCGUUAAAAACGAACGGGCCGAACGGAAAAAAAAAAAUAAAAUAUACAUCUCCUCUAUAUUUUCUCCCUGUCUCGUCACGGAUAUACACGCGUGUCUCUCGGCGUUUUCUUUCAUAAAAUAUAUACACGUAACGCGGCGCCGCAGCGGCGUAUUAUGUACGUACAUCCGUAUGCGCACGGGCGCUAUACUAUUACUCGUGCUAUACUCGCACGUCGGAAAAAGCUAUACGGCCGGGUCCGCGCGAUCGAGCGCCGUUCCCCCCCCCCUCCCCCCCCGUCACGUUUUGAUGGGGUGCCAUAAGUCUCGGUCGCGGCCGGCGCGCUAAGAUAUUAUGACUGCGGACGUUGAUCGAAGGCCGCGCAUCGCGGUAAAUAAACGGGCGCGGGCGGCGGCGGCAGACGUCGUCGGUAGUCCAUCCGUAACGUUCAUUGCCCGCCGUACAUCAAACGGCCGACCCCAUGCGAAAUCCGUCCGCGCACCACCUCCCCGCCCAUCACCAUUUCGCGCCCCUCCCGCUCACCGCCGGCGACUACUCGCCUAUCCGUUUCAAUCAUAUCACUCCACUCGAAUUAUUACAUUCGUUUUGUCGCGCGCGCGCCACGCCACCGUCCGCGUCUCCGGAAUGCGUACACAACGGUCCCCGACACACACACUCUCGCACCUAUCUCAUACUCGUAUACUAUCGCGUUACAUUAUUCGUCGUCGAUCGACCGACACGACCCGUUCCGAUCGAUUUUCCUUUCUUUUUCGUGCGUGCGCGGUCGCGUGCGUGUGCGGUUUUUUUUUACGCUCCUGACGAAUAUUCUCGUCCGCGCGCAGCGCCGGAUAUAUAUUCUUCUUUUGUUAUUUCUCCGCUGUCGUCGCGUGUAGCUGGAAACCGGCGGACAGCUGUCUCUCCGUAUAAAAAUAUAUACGUGCGCGUACAUAGGAAAGAGAUCCGGGGUCGGCGGCAAAAAUAAAGAGUCCGCGGCGGGCGGCGGCGGCGGUGACGGACGAAGACGCGACCGGGUGACGGCGGGCCGGGUAGAUGGGAGGAAAGAGUAAAAGGGAAAGAAUAUUUACUGAAUAGAGAAGAAAUAGGAGAGGGCGGAGGUGCGAGUGGAGGGGGAAAAAAAGAAAGAAAGAAAGCCGCAUGACAAGACUGUCACUCAUUGCCGUCGGCCGGGCAAUCCGCGUUUUCCAAUUUUCCGGGGGACGACGUCCACAAGCAAUUUCCUCGACUGUACACCGACGCCGCCGCCACCGCGUCCGUCACGCCGCUUCGCCAUAUACGGGACCGUUUGCCGCCGCCGCCGCCGCCUCCGCUGCAGCCUUCGGUGAUCUGUGGGUGACGUGAACAGGUCGCGCCGGGCUUCAACGUCACUUGCAACAGAGCGAAAAAAAAAAAAAAAUACGAAAAAAACAACCCUGUCAACCGUUGUGUAACGUCGUCGUUCGGCGAAGACGACCGGACACGCACACGCGCGCACGCCGUGUGUGUACGUAUAAUACGUCCGCCGGUCGCCGCCGCCCCCGCCCCCCGUCCCCGGCGUCCCGGACCUUUUUCGCGAAAUGAAAAUGUUUAUAUUCGGACGUACCGCCGCCGCACGCCGUUCGUGUAUAUUAUACAUGUGUGUGAGCGCGCGGGCGGCGGCGGGGCGAACGGCAAAACGGGAAAAUCGCUUUCGAACGGAAUCCACUCGAGUCGUAAGCUCUCUUUCUAAAACACACGAGCGCGCCCGCACACGCACACAUACGCACACACACGCGCGCACAAACACACACACACACACGCUCGCGCGACGAGCGUGUCUGUGUCUCCGAUAAAAGAUACGCUCGCCGGUCGCAUUACGCGCGGUUUAUAAAUGUAUUAUUCAUCGUAUAUACUGUAUAAAGGAGUCCUCGAAAAAAUUUAGCCGAAACGAAAACGGUUCUCGAUGAUAAUAACAAUAAUAAGAAAAUACGCGCGGAAAAAUGUCGUCGCCCGGAAUCGAAUCCGCCGCGUCGGAUUCGUUUGAUUCCGCCGCCGCAGUGCGCUACGCGUUGGUUUUACCACGUGCCGUACGCGCCAUACGCGAGCGUCGUUGAUUUUUUAACUGUUUGCCAACAACUUUACCGGCGGAAAUGUCACAUCGAUUUCCAAACUGCGUGCAUAGCGUUUUCCUCCAGAAACCGAAUUUCAUCGUGUCGGUCUGCGUAUGGUUUGUAUUGUGUAGUUUUGGGCGAAACGGACUAAUUUAAGAAAACUAUACGCGGUUUCGUUGUUUUCGGUUUUGGGUUUUUUUUUUCCCGGUGGAAAUUCGAUUUGGAAAAAAUCACAGCGACAUUUUCGGGGAUAUUUUAUGUCCUUUUCAAGACGCGGCGAAAUUUAAAAUAAUAUAAUUCAAAAAAAAAAAAUUAAGUAAUUUUUUUUCCUACACGUUUUCGGAGUUUAUAUACUAGCUGUAAAUCGUGAAAAUCGCGACAUUUCAUAACGCGAUAUCGUUUAAUCUCCGAGUUUCACUCAGAAUCGUAUUUCGUUAUAACUAUAAUUUAUCGCCGCUUACGGAAUAUAUAAAUUAAAUAUAGCUUCGUGUACGCUGUCACAGCGGCACGACCGUCAGCGGUAUUAGCUCAGUUUUUUGGAUUUUUUGUUUUUUUUGUUUUUUCGGGCCGAUAUAAUCGAAUAGCGAAUAAUAACACGCGGAAAAGGAAUUAUCUAUAAUAAUAUUAUAUAAUAUACGGACGUAAUUUCACGGUGGGCAGCCGGGCGGGGACAUCAAAAAACCGGUGUAAAUUAUGUGACAUCGUGUAUGCGUGUGUGUGUACGAGUGCGGUUUUUUCCCUCCCCUCGUUAAUGAUACCGCAUUGAACCCGAGGAUUAAAAGUCGUGCGUGGUGUUAACAAUGAUGCGCGACGCGUCAGCGGUAUUAGCUCAGUUUUUUGGAUUUUUUUUUUUUUUUUUUUUUUUUAUGAUCGCUGCGGCAUAUAGAGAGCGCGCGCAACAACAACAGCAAUAAUAAUAAUAAUAAUAAUAAUAAUACUACGAAAGACGGAAAGAGGUUUAUGAUGAUCCGGGGCUGACGGACAAAACCUUGAUUUAUUGCCGGUCCGCGUGUGCAUAUCUCGUGGCAAUAAUAAUAAUAAUGAUGAUGACGACGACGAUAAUAAUAAUAAUAAUAAUAAUAACAGUAUAUAGAGUUUUUCGUUCCCCUCUCGCCGUGUCGGGGCUGUGUAUAUAUACGCGUAUAAUAUCAUCGUAACCGACGCUGUUCCGUAAGCCCCCGUUAUUCCGAUUUCGAGGUGGGAGAGGGGGGGGGGGAAACACUAAAAUUCGACGUGACGCGAUCGCGAGAUUUAUCGCGUUCGAUACAAUAACGCGAACUGCACAUUAUUAUAAAGGCCCCAAAGGAGACGUAUAUAAUAUUCGUGAUACGUAUAGUACGCAUGCCGCGUGUGCGUACAUGCUGCGAGCGGCCAUCGUAUGUAUACACGCGGACAGAUGCGGCGCGUUGUUCUCGGGCACUCCGUGUUUGCAUUACGCGUGUGGAAAUGUCGAGACAAUAAUUAUUAUUAUGUUAUUAUGUUGUGUGGUAUGCACGGUUUUGACGUAUUGCGCGAGGACUCGUGAAAAACCUUGAAAUACGCGCGAGCGCUUAUUAUUCUAAAGCGUACGACGCGUGCCAAAAAAAAAAAAAAAAAGAAAAGCAACAAACCUUAUAAUAGCCGAACGACCGAAGCGGUUAUUACCGGUCCCGAGAGGUAUUUCGCCUUUUCAUUAACGACCCAUUGCCGACACGAAACGCGAAUGAGUUCAACAACAGAGAACCCGGAGAAAAGCUCAUGAAAAAUUAACUGCCGCGGAUGCCGAACUUUCAAAAAACGCGCGUCCGAUCAAAACCGAUUCGCCGAACUCGAAAUCUAAAACUGUCUCGAAAAUACAGUUAUGACUGUAGAGCGACGGUUGUAAAACGUUCGGAGUUCAGACGGCGGAAUAGACGCAAAUAAAAAUAGCCGGACCGAUAGUGUUAACGACGCAAACCGGGCGCGCGAUAAAAAAAAAAACAAAAAUAAAAUAAAAAAACACGAGUAGUAUCCGUUGUAGACGCCGAACAAUCGGAGCGAACGUCGUCGUCCGUCGGGCCGUUAUCAGUUCGGUCUGUAAUCAAAGUACAAACGUCCGGCCCCCACGUUUGUCGCCCGCGAAUUCGCACCCGCGGGGACGUUAUGAAAUUAUAAAACAGCGCGCGACAUUCCGGAGACGGUGCGUUUUUCCGAUGUUUUUCGAACUAUUACGGUCCGAAUGUUAUAGCGUUUCUGCAACACCCGUUUGUAUAAAUUCGCGGACUAAUCCGUCGUUUUUCAACGACCUUAACGUUUUCCCGGAAAACCAACUAGAAAAUCAUAGAAACUCGUCGUCUCGACGUCCGGCGUGUUUUUACACUGGAAAACCGAAUCUUGCGGGUUAUAUUAGACCGCGUCCUCUUGUGCGUACCGUCGACCGGAGAUUGUGUAUGAAUUUACAAAAAAAAAAAAUAAAUAAUAAUAAACGCCGUAAUUUUCGAACAAUCGCGACGCAACGUGACGAAUGAGUUUGUUUUUUUUUUCACAGAUCCCCUCCCGCCGCGAAAUAAUAACGUUACAUUAUAUUACGCGGCGACCGUCGGAGGGGAAAAAAAAUGCGUUUACCGCGUAAUUAUAGUCGCCGUCGUCGGCGUUUUCGGUUGUUUUUUUUUUCCCGUUCGCGUCCCCGUGGCGGCGGUUGAUCGACAGCGUCCAUCAAAAAACGCGAAAACUUAAAAUAAUAAUAAUAAUAAAGAACCGAGAAAAAACCGCUUCGCGAGCGAACGAGUGUCCCCCGCGGCGGUGACAGGUCUCGUAUUAUAUAUGAAAUAUAUAUUUUUAUUUUUUUUUUCCCCGCGAAAAACCGAAACGAUUCGCGCGGGCGCCGCCGCGGGAUGUCCGGCGAGCGCGGGUGGUAAAGUGCACGCCGUAAUUUACCGCGGGCGUAGGAAAAAAAAAUAAAAAAAAAAAAAAACUAAAAGAAAAACAUUGUUAUCAUUUAUAAAGAAAUACGUCGCGUACAUCGACUGAAAGACGGGAAGGUGAGGGGAAACCGUAAUAAUAUAGGUAAUCAACGACUCGGAUUAUAAUAUUGUAUAUUAUUGUAUUUUAUGCGUAUAUAAGGGCGUUGUGUUUCAAUAAAGUCUCCGUCGGGUAAGAAAUUCGCGUUUGUCUUUUAAAAACGGAGACUCGUGGCUCGGAAGAGGUGAAAAUUAUCCCGGAAACGUUCGGAACGCGAUCUUGAUCCGCGGGGUUUUCGAGCCAUUCGCGAAAAACAUUCGCGAGGUCCGGGGUCGAAUCGACGAACCGUCUGAUCCUCUACGGUCGUUCGCCCGUCGGAGGAGUUUGUGAAUUUGACAUGGAGAACGUACGGGUCCUCGGUAAAAGUGAUCGGAGAAACCGCGGCGACAUCCUACGCGGAUCUUCAAACGCGUCCCGGAGCUCAUUCGUCACGUAUCGUUCACCGGCGGCGAUUGACCGACGAUAUUCGCGGUCGGACAGACCCGCGGGCGGUUUUCGAAAACGUUUCCCCGUAUAAUAAUUCCGAAAAUUAAACAUUGACGGAAUCGCGCGCGGGCGGAACUGCGGCCACGAAAACGACGACGUCAAAUCGUUGCGGGCCGAAUGUGCGGAUACCGUUAAUCACGGGCCGUGAGAGAGAGAGUGAGAGGGAGAGAGCGCGGAGAGAGAGCCACGAGUAUAGGUCGGUCGGAAAAUUAAAUAUAUCGCCGCGCCGCGGUAAAUCGAGACCGAUUUACGGCGAUCGGGCGGCUGUUUGCGUUUUAUAUUAUCGAGAGAAAGAGAGAGAGAGAGAGAGCGAGAAAGACUGUAAUGAACGUAUACCUAUAUCAUAACGCGGUUUAUUCGGGAGUCUCGAGAGUUUGUUUUCGGCGGCGGCAUCGUUUAGGGGUUUCUUGACAAAUUAGCCGCCGACAACCGACCGACGCGGCGUCGUGUGUGUGUGUGUGUGUGUGUGUGUGUGUAUGUGUGCGUGUGUGUAUACACGAUAAUACACUCGUCGUCGGCGACCGCGGCGGCGGCGGCGGGGUAGGGUUAAACGAGUAGACGCCGGCGUGCGCGCGCGCGUGUGCGUGUCGACGACGUAAAGCGGCCGGCGAAGGAGGGGGGGCGAGGACGACGGCGGCGAAGGCGAACACGAGGCACGCGACGACGCGCGUUACGGUUUUUUCGUACGGCCCCCUCUUUUGAAAACGAUCGAAAUUUCAUUUAAACCUCACACGCCCUCCCCUACGCCCCCACCUUCUACGCCGUUUUAAAUACGCGUACGCUAUCGAAUUGUCGUUUUUGCGUUUGUGUUUUUUUUUUUUUUUUUCUGAUCGCCGCGGAUUUCCCGACGCGACGUAUUUUUCGCCCGGUCGAUUUUCCGUCGAUUCCGCUAUUAUCCGCGCAGGCGACUUUGCCGCUAUACUUUCGACGUUUCCAAACGAGACGUAGAAUGUAUAUCAUUAUUAGUAAAUCGCGAUAAUUCGCGGUCAAUCGACUCUUUGACAUUUUACUAUUUUUUUCUUUUUGGCGUACCGGACAAUAUGAAAUACACGAACGGUCGGCGGCGGGCGCUCCGCGACCCGUUCGGGCGGACGCGCACGGGAAACACUCGGCGCGUUAGAACACGCGAGUUUACGAAACCGGUGAAUCGCAGUGGCCGUUUGUAGUUUACUGUGGUUUUUUUUUUCGUUUUUACCGCGACCGUUUCGCAUGACUUUACGGACAAACUCCGUAUAACAAUCGUAGACAGUUUUCGGACGCGCGCGCCGAAAUGAAAGUUUCGUCGCCGCCGCGAUCGGCACGGAGAACGCGCGACGCGAUCGCGCGCGUUAUUUUCCGUAACAUUCGAUACGUAUAAUUUUUAGUAUUUUUUUUUUUUCGCGCCGAACAUCUGCCGGGCGGUGAUAAAUGUCGACAGCCAUUAUUGUUGGUUGGUUGCGCGCCUCCGUUCGGUAUUUUAUACACUACACACGCACGCAAACACACACACGCACACGCGCGCGCACAUAAUGUUACGUGUAAUUCGACAAACACAUGUCCAUCGCGCGCUGUGCACACACGCCGCGCCCGCGGUCAUUAAUCGCGCGCGUUUGACGUUUUUUUUGAUUCCGUUCCGUCACGGCGAUCGUCGUCACCGACCCGGGAAUACCGGGCCCCGCGGGCCCGGUCGCGCGCAGUCAUCGCGCUGUCGUGCCGGCCGCCGCCGCGUACCCGGCGGCGCUCGUUUAUCGCCGCGGUUCCGAUCGGAUUUUCCGCGCCGGCCGUUUUCGCGCGCGCGGACCCGCGGGAUUGUUUCGAAAACCGUUUUGUACCGAACGUUGGUGGACCGUACGUCGGCGGCGGUAAAUACUCUCUCCGAACAUUUUCCGAUUCCGGAAACGAUUCGUGCGCGUAUCGACAACCGCAUCGUUUUGUUACGACGAUCGUCACCUUUACAUUCGUUUUGGCGACAGUUCCGCGAAAAAACAAUUCGCCGUAGGUAUACCGGUGCUUUUUUACGGUUCGGUCGCGAAAACUCGGUUACGGUGUCGCCGAAACGUUCCGUUUACCGCACAGUGUAUUUUACCGACGGAUCACGAUUCUGCGGUAACCGCGAAGACGGUACACAAUAUUAGAGUUUUGUCGCGGUCGUCGAACAGCCACGUUGCUAUACCGUAACGCUAUCGAGACGAAAAACAGCAUUCGUUCGCUAGCUAUGGGCUAUGGGCUAUAAUAGUGACCGCACCGCCAACAUAAAGUCGACAUAAAGUAGACUUUUCGUGUCUCGGCGACCACCCCUCCCCCUCCCCAACACCCGCCCCGAAAAGGCGCGUACGAUAAAAACGUAAUAAUUGUAACUCACUGCACCGGUGUACGACGAUGACGACACGUCACGCGUUAUUCAUCGUUGUCGUCGUCGUCGUCCUCACACCGCGUAUACGUGCGGGAGAGAGGGCGCGGGACGAGCGUAUAAUAUUAUUUCGACGCGUCACCUCUUGAUUUAUAGACACGACGAUGUCGAUGGUAAUUAAAGCGAGGAGAAAAAAAAUAAUAAAACGAAGAGGGACAGAUGUCUUUCGUGCGACAGUAUAUAUAUUAUUAUACAGGCGCAGGUCGUGUGUGUGUGUGUGUGUAUCGUCGUCAUCAUCAUCAUCAUCGUCGCCGUCGUCGUUGUUGUCGUCAUAAAAUAUUUAUACUCGUACGACGAGGUAUUUUUUUUUUUUUAUUACGCGCGCGUAAUGUCAUACCUAUAUAUCGUAUAAAAAACGCGUGUUGCCCGCAUUAACCUGGGCGUAGGUACAUAUUAUUAUACACCUCUAUGUGUAUGGCGCGGGCGCGCGCGCACUAGCGGUCGUUUACGAAUCGCGGGACGAUAUUAAAAUAAACGCGACGGGGAAAAGUUUGGGGGGGGGGGGAAACGUUUAAACGUCGGGCCGGGAAAAGCGAAAAAAUCGAAUGAAAAAAAAAAAAAAAACCGUUUCGAACUGCCGCGGUGACGAAAACGCGAUAACGGGUCGCUCGUGAGCGCCCGUGUGACAAUAACGGCCGUAUUCUGUGCGCGGGCGAUAAUAAUGUCGCGGAUCCGUUAUCACAGUGCUAUCGGCGGUUCACGAAAUCACGCGGUAAUCCGAAUAAUAAUUUAAAAAAAAAUAAACAAACAAUUAACGGGUUUAGGAUGGCGGCGAAGUAGCGGGCUGACCAGCAAUAUUUUUGACUCUCGGCGGUUCGAAACGCGCGUCCUCAAAUCGUCGGAUUCGUCAUUAUGUAUGUCGAAAAAUAGAAAAAAGCGUUGGGGUUGCAACCUAUUUUAAAUUAUUUUCGACCUGUCCCGAAUCCCGUUGGCCGCCACAAAACAGCCUUUAGCCGUACGAAUGUCGUGCGAAACGUUAUGGAAAGUCGUAAAAGAAACCUAUACCAGUUAAUCGUUUGCGGUUAACGAACUCUUACGAACACGGUCAGGUUCGAAAACAAAAUCCUACGGGUAAAAAAAUCCGUGCGUGUACACGACCGCGGCGGGCUUAAUAGGUCCGUGUGAUUCGAUAAACCGUCAGUGAUUUUCCGGCAGGAGGACGGGCUGUUUGACAGCGCGGCGCGGCGACUCGACUCCCCUGCAGGUCACUUCCCCUAUAUUCGCGUGCGUGGGCCACGCCGUAGUGAGCUGCGGGCCGCGACUGCAGUUCGCGCGACGGACGGGCCGGAUAUCUGACGAUUUUAUUCGCUUCUUUUUUUUUCCUUUUUUUCCCCCCCCCUUCCCCGCCAUGUGCACCGACGACGACACACACGUAUAAUAAUAAUAAUAGCACAACACGUAUAUUGAUAUAUCGGUGUUUAUAAAACGCGGAUUUCGCACGGGCCUCGUCGGGCCGAGGAGUCGGGCGACGCGGCGCGCGCGGUACGGCGACGCGGAGGGCGGUUGACAGCUGAUCUUUUAUUGCGCAGCAGCUUUCCGCGCGGACGGGGAAGCCGUUUAUUUAUGUGAUAUUUUAUAUAUAUAUAUAUAUACACGCGAGCGCAGUAUACAUUUUAUUUUAUUUUAUUUUUUUUUCUCGCCCCGUUGUUCCCGGGAAAAGACAUAAAUCAGUCGGUGGAUAUUUUCGACAGGGCCGCCGCCACGGCCGAUCAGCGCCGCGGCGGCAACGGCAGCAGUCCGUCAGAACCCCGACGGACGGCCAUUAAAAUUAUUAAUUACAUAAAUAACGCGCGCGAUCUCGCACCCCUCAACUGUAUCACACACACACACGCACACGCGGGCACUGCGUUACGCACAAUCUUUUGAUGUCAAACCGAUAGCACAUAAAUUACGGUAAUUUUUUUUUUUUUUUUUUUCCGUAUAUCCGCCGACACCCCCCUUCCACUCCCCACGGCCGUACGAUACGCGUAUAUUAUCAUUAUACAUUAUUAUAUGGCCGCUGCAGAAAAACGAUCGCCGAUAUUAUAUUAUUUUCGAAGCGGCACCACCGCUUUUGUCAGCGGGCCGCGCGUGCCCCGGUCGCCGUCGCGUUUAUAUACGCGCUAGCGGCAAAAAUCCCCCUACAAAAAAAAAAAAAAAAAAAAAACCGUCCUCUUAUAUUGUAUACGUGCGCGCGUCUACUUGCGCUGCACCUAUAUUAUUACAAUACGAAUUAUAAUACGUUAAACCGCGUUACGUAUACGGCGACGAUCGUUUGUAUAAUUAGGAGACCCAUUGAAAAUCGCGUGCCGGGCCCGUAUUAUAUUUACCGUUACACGAUAUUAAAUAUAAUAUUAUAAUACUCGUGCGUGUAGUAAAUCGCGGGAGAUGUUUUUUUUUUUUUUUCGGUUUACGACUCGCGCGAAAAAACCGCGGAAAUUCCAAUUAAUCGGGUAAAACGGCGAAUCGUUUCCUACAAAUACGCGACGGCGAUGUCCCGAUGAUUAUUUUCGCAAUUCGGUUAAACGAUUUUGUCGUACAUCACAGAGACCCGCGUAGCGUUUUCCGCAGACGACGCGGGGUGAAAUUUUCAACUGCCAUGUUCGGCAGUUUUUACUCGGUAUGCGGGGAUAAAACAGUUUUAGCCGUUUAGCACGGUUCGACGGUUUAUCACGCGCGAGCUUUACCGUUUUACGCGAGUCUGAAGUGCGUAAACUCUAACGGAAAAUCGCUGCCGCUCAAAAUCCAUAUAAUUGUUUGUCCGGCUUUGAACUUCGAUCAGUAUCGCAUUUCGUCGGCGAUUGUUAUUAUACCGUUGAUGCGUACGGACCAAAUAACUCUGUCGCACUUUCACAAACUCUAUGUGCCCAUAAACCCUACCGAUUUAUUCCCAUCACCUGCUACAGCGGCACUCGCAGGUGCAUCGUUCCACAGCGGCGAUUCACUCCCGGUCUCGCCUCGGACGCGCCGUCAUUGCGACCGGCAGUUUGGACGCGACGCGUCCGCGGGCGGCCGGUGUGCGCGGCCGUAUAUUAAGCGCGCGUUUAUUUCUCGUUUUUGAGACCGCACCAAGAAGUUUUCGCGAACUGUAUAGGUGAAUAAUUCGGGCCGGCAAAAUUAAUAACUGGCACGUGCGUCGGCGGCGGCGGCCCGGGCGGACGGAAUCGAAAUAAAUCAACCGGCCGACGGACACGAAUAAUAAUAAUGCGAUUCGUCCGCCGGCCGUCGAAACUUUCGGAAUCGAAAUAAAAUUAUUUCGCUCGUUCCGCGCAAUAAUAACAACACGCGCGUCCGCGUUAUAGUAACGUUAAUGUGGUUCGGGACAGUUUCGACGGCUCUUUUUCGCACGGCGUCUCGUCGAAAUCGCAUCGGCGGCCGCCCCCGGUUCCGCCAGCCCCCGUGUCCCGUUCCCGCCGGUAGAUCCGCCGAUUCGCGCGCGUGUUGUUCGGGGGCCGACGGCCGUAGCACCUGUGCGCGUGUCGUUAUAAAUUCCCACGCGGGCCGACACGACGCGACGACGUUACGCGGACACGUUCCACGCGCGUGUAUACCAACGCUGUUUUGUGUGGAAACAAUAAAUUGUCACGUUGCCGCGCGCGGGCCCGCGUUCAUUAGCGGAGUUGUGUGGCCCCGGACCUUCGGCUCGCGGCGCGUCGCGAUCGCCCCCGACAAGCCGACAACCGCCGUCCGUUGACGAUAACGAUAAUAUUAACUAUUAUUAUUUAUGACGCGGCGUUCACCUUCACGUUAUUUCAAUACCCCAGUACGUUGUCACCGUCGUGUCGCGUCACGGAUGCGAAACCGUGUGUCGUUACUACACGCACACCAGAGAAUACGGCUCUCGGUCCGUGCGCUGCGUUUCGGCGCAGAGCCAGCCGCAGUGUAGACCGCGGCCACUGCGGCAGGUGCAAUAAUCGUAAACGGUUCCGGUCGGACGUGGCAACGUGUUAGGUGUGCGCGGUAAAAGAAAAAAGGAAAACGGACAGAUUCGUCGACGGUUGUUCUCGCGAUACGACUGUACGAGGUUAACCUAACCGCAGUGCGGCCCAGACCGAAACCGUCGACGCGAUACGGCGGUUAGCCGUAAUUUCGUUGAUCGAGCACACGCGAACAGUCGCCCGGGGCAAAAGCUACCGGUCCCAGUAUCAUGUUGGGCGUACGCGACGCGGCGCCGUGUCUGUUAAUCGGUCGUAAUGAUUUCUUUAGCGUCGACAAUAUUUCGGUCGCGGGGUUCGUCGAAUCGAAUUAUACGUCGGCGUUCUCGACACGCGAGGAAAAUAAUUCGAUAAUGCGACGGCGACGCGGUGCAAGUCGCGCGCGUAUUUGCGAGACGAGACGUUAUCGCGGGGGCCCGAUGACGCAGAACCGCGGGCGCAACGUCGUCGCGAGCGACAAGCCUCGAAGAUCUCUGCGUCGCGGAGAGUGGGUGGAGGGGGGGAUGAUGGGAAAACCACGCACGCACGCGCGCGCGCGCACACCUACACAGAUGCUCGCGCGUAUGGUAUUUACACGCGUUCGGUCCCGUGCCGAUUGGCCGGCCGGCCGCGGCCCGUCCGCGUCGGGGCGUGGCCGGCCGUCCGGCGACGGACACGCAUUCACUCGUCCCGUCCGGCGGCUGCUGCCGCUGCGACGUAUGUAUCGGUAAUGAGGCGCGCGUAUUAUCCGUAUGAAUACCGGUCACCUGACCCGUGUACGGACAUUUACCCGCCUACCGGAGCACUGGUACGACCGAUACCCGCUUAGAACGCAACGGGUACGCGAGAUACAUUAUUAUUGUUAUUAUUGUUAUUUAAAACUGUACGGCGACGACUCAUUGCCGCGUGGUGAAUUCGUUUUAUCCGUCUUUAAUCGAUAAAAAUAAUAAACAACCGCCGCGCGCGCGUUACAAGAGUCGACGUUUACGGGCGAUAAUAAAAUAUUUCUCAGACUUUUCCACGGGUGCGGGCGCGUUAUCGCCCCGGACCGGACCGGUUCGCGCGCCCGACGGAACCGCGACCCGUGAUCCGGCUGCGGGUUUUCGUCGUUUUGACGUUUAAACCGGGCCGCGGCGAGCCGUGCGUUGCGGUUGGUGGGGGGGGGGGGNGGGGGUGGGAGGGCGAAAUACUCUCGAACCGGUCGCGAUAAUAAAUUUCGAGGACGACCGACGUCCGUCGGACGCGUGAAGAUUUACGACGCGCGGCUAUUCUUCGUCCGGCCGGGAGAGAAAAAAAAAAAAAUCGCGAAAUUCCUGCGCGCGUUACACACACACACACACACACACACAAUAUAAUGUUAUAUAACGCGCGGACGGUUUUGGCGUUAGGUUAUUGCGGCGUUUGACGUGCGUAGUAUUUUUUUUUUUAGUUCGGGAAGGAAAAAAAAAAAAAACGUGUGUGUACAUAUUAUAUUAUAUUGAAAAUCGGUCGACCGCCGGGCGGCCGGGAGUCUCGCUGAUUGACAAAAGGUGCGCGCAGGAAUUCGGAGCGCGCGUAAAGACGUCAAAUAAUAUCGCCUCCUUUUGUCGUCGUCAACCAGUUUGACCGGGGUCCGUCGUCCCGCGAGCGCGCGCGCCAUAAAUCACGCUCGCGGCCGCCGCAUAAUGGCCGCGCGUCUCGGAAUUGCACAAUAUGCGCCGCCGCGCGUUGCUGCAUACGUGUGACGGCGGAGCCGAUGCCCCCGUUGAUUUUCCGCCGCAUCAUUUAUAAUACCUUUUCGGGUGCCGGACGUUUUUCUCAAUAUGAUAUUGUGUAUAAAAACGUCCGUAACAAUAUUCUUUCGGCCGUCGGCGACGCGCACAUAUUAUUAUUACUAUUAUCGUUAUUGUGCGUUACCGGCUAUUACCUGUGUAACGCAUAAUAAUACGAGUGUACGGGUACCUACGCGUUAUUAUAUUGUAUUAUUAAUCAAUCGGCGGCGGCGGCGACGACGACGACGACGACGGUCCGGUCGCCGGGAAAUAAUUCGAUUCCGCGGGGAGACGCUUGAAAGGAACGCUAAUGGUCGUCGUCCGGGGUCGUCCUUUUCGGUCCUAACCUAACCUUAUAAUACAUAUUAUAUCAUAUACACCGUAAAAUCGCCGCCGACUCUUUCGCGCGCGUCCGAGCAAAACGUAUUAUUAUGGACGUCGUAAUGACGCGUACGUUAAAAUAUUAUUUCGAGCGAUUUGUACGCGGUCCGGUCAGACAGGACCUAACCGCGUUGGUCUAACGUGCGUUCGCGUACCAGCGUUGGAUCGGCGCAACCUUUUGGCCACCACUUACGAAACAAAAUGUCCACGAAUUCCCGUUUCGCAACUCAAUAACGUAUUCCCGCCGUCGGUUGAUUCGUCGACUCGAACGGUAAAACGAUUUCGGGUACGCGUCUAUCGUUUCUAUGUACCGUCAUCGCGUUCCGGGAAAUCGAUUGAAUUCGUCAUCAAAGUGUUUGCCGUCGCUCGUGCUGGACUACGAUUGUUCCGACAACCGUUAUUCGCUAUUUACACGUAAAUUAUUUCGUCAAAUUCGUGGGUACGGCUCGCGGGAAUCCCGGAAAAAAAAUGAACAACAACGGUGAAAUGUUGAAUAUAAUAUUUGAUUAUUAACUACGAAAAGAGAAAAACAAACGAUAUCAUACGAGUACUAUUUAUAACACUAGAACAUUUUGACGCUUUAGUGACUUUUGACAGACUAGAUAAAGUUCGGUCAAAUAAUCGCACGAAAGUAUGGAAAAGUCCUAAUAGGUAAUUUCGAUGAAAGAUACCUAUGAGAUACCGACCACUCGUUAUUUGAAAAUAUUUUUUUUUGUCACACGAUUUUUUUUCCAAUUAAAAAAAAACAAACAUUUUUCACAAGCAAUAUAUAUUUAUUCAAUUUUUAAAUCGGUUUACUUUUCACAGUCAAUUUAUGUAUUUAAAAUUGUUGUUCUUUUUUUUCCUCGGUGUUUUUUACCGAUUGCCGCCGAAUCGGGUCCGUGCAUUCAAGGCCGUAUACAACGAGAGAUCAAAAGCGGUAAAAACUCGGGACUUUUCCGAAAAACCCGCGGGACGGCGUUAUCCCCGUCUCCCGGCUCACGGAAACGGGCCGCCCGCGCGACCUUGCGACCGCGUCCAAACCAUAAUACGGCUUGCGUACAGCGCGGACAACAACAACAACAACAACAACAAUCGAAAUAACAAUAAUAAUAAUAAUAAUACUCUUACGAUAUUUCUGUGCGCGUGAGACGCGCGGCCAACGUUUUUUUUUUUUAACCUUUACGCGCGGCGAACGGCCCGCAGAUAGAGCGGAUAGAAAGAUAGUGAGAGAGAGAGAGAGAGAGAGAGAGCAGGCCAUUGUUCCCGCGUCGCAAAAAUCGAAAAGCGUUUAACGACCGCGGCGACGACGAGACAAUACCGCUACACGCAUAUGCAAAUAAUAUUCCUCGGGACGGGGAAUAAUUUGCAUACAAACGCGGCGGCCCCGCUCCGGUCGGCCCGUACGGUAUGGCCAUCGACGGGAAAAACCGACGCGGGGUCUACGGCGCUCGCAUAUCGUUCGUAUUAUUCGUAUUGUCAUGACUAUUAUUAUUAUUAUUAUUAUUAUUAUUAUUAUUAUUAUAUUACCGCGCUCGUUUAUACCAUUAUAAUCGUACGUACGCACGCGCGGGAUAUAAUAUAAGAAAACGUUUUUCCAACUUCCCUCUACCCCUCCCCUCCCCUCCCCUCCAACCCCCCCCCACCCGCCGCGUUAUUGUCUCGUCGAGAAUAUAUUAUUAUUAUUAUUAUCAUCACCGUUGUUUCUCGUACGCGGUUCGCGCGGCACCGACGUAUUCGCGAUCUCCGAUUAUCGGCGUCACGCGUCGUACCGCGGAAUUCGGUAAACAUCAUUGUCGGCGAUGCGCCGUGAAUAAUAUUGUCACGGAAAUAUUGCGCGUUUGUUAGACCGACGCCGCCUACAACGCCGUCUCGGCCCGUUAACGCCGCGUAGAAAAUCCGCGCGCGUCAAACGCAUUGUAAUCCGCGCGAGCGAAACGCGUUGACGUUGCACCGUCGAUUCCGCGAUCCUUUCCCGAGGACUUCUCGCGGACGCCGUCCGCGUUACUGUGUUAACGGACGAACGCGCGAAAUUCGCGUACGCACAAUAUACGAACGCGUCGCACGGGUAAAUAUGCGCGCGCGCGCGUAUAAUUACGUAUACAAAACCGGGCGAUUAUCAGGCGAAUUAAUUCGUCGCCGACGGGCCGGCGGAAGGACCGUGUAUUAUUAUUGUUCGGCUUGCGCGGCGGCGGGGAACGUGCCGGCGCAAAAAGGGGUUUGAGGUGACAAAUGAGAAUUAAACAGACAGACAGACGGCGCGCGCGCGCUCGCGAGCCCGCGGCGGAGGGACGGGCCGCCGCCGCCGCCGCGGAGGGUAGAGAACGCCGAGACGACGGCGGCGGCGGCGGCGGCGUUGCGGCAACUUAAUGUUUAAUGACAUCGCGUUAAUUGGUGCGGUUACCAGCGUUGACAAUUAAUUUACGAGUCUGUUUGUUUUGGCGGUCCCCGCGCCCGUCGACCCGACGACGACGACGCCGCCGCCUAAUUCAGACCUUUCGCCGCGGUGUACUACACGCGACGGAUAGACCGUGUAAUAUUUUCAUCGCCGCCGUAUCGUUUUUUUUUUUUUUUUCGGAUUUUUGGAAAACGGAUUGUCGGAAAAUCCGGAUUUUUUCUACUGUUGUUGUAUUUAUAUUUUUGGAUUCUCUUCAUUCGAAAAAAAAAAAACCAAAACACGCUCGGUAAACGAUUAGAGAAGAACAAAAAAAACCGUUUCGAAAUCCGGAUUUUCGAUCUCGAUCUCGGAAAUUGGGGAUUGAGGCGUCGGCGGAUGAACGGAAAUGUCGGGAUCCCCUUCCCGGCUAUAGAAUCUAUCCCCGCGGUCGUUAUUAACAGCGCGGACCCGUCGUCGUCGAAUCGUGUUUUUUUCCUUUUUUUAUUAUUAUUUUCACGAAGCCGACGUAACCGCACGCGCAAUACGUAUUUCGCGCGGAUAACAAUAACGAUUGGCCGGGCACAGUCUGCGGCGGCGAUCGGAUCGGGGUGAUAACGAUAUAAAUAACGUUGAUAAUAAUAAUUAUCAUUGUAAAUACCGGUCGUCGUGCGUCGGACGUUCGCGAUAAUAUUAUAACGACGGCCGUGUCGUCACUGUAUUGUACUGCGAUGCCCGAUUACAACGGGUGAGGAGUGGCGCUGACCGGUGGCGCUCGGCGCGUUGAAAAUAAAAUAUAUAAUAACGCGUACGGGUUGAGGGCCAGAGGGGGGGGGCAGUGAAGGGGGAAACCGACGCCGACUAAAUAAUGUAAAAAAAAAAAAAAUGCGCGCGGGUAUAUUUAAAAUAAAAAAAAAAAAAAAAUUACACCGCGGACCAUCACGACCCGGGCCGCAUAAUACACGCGGCGGCGCGAACAAUAGACGAUAAAUCAGACCAAUUAAACGAUAUAGCCGAUAUUUUCUUUUUCUUCGCAUUCCGCGAGCGCCUUUUCUUUUUUUUUUUUCUUUACUACGUACACGGUCGCACGCACAACGCGAGAAAGACGAGGGGCGGGUAGGGGAACAAAAAAAUAAUAAUAAUAAUAAAAACCGCGCGCCGCAGCAGUAAAAAGCGCGUGCUUUAUCGGAGACGGGUAUCCGAACGUUCAUUUCGUUAUUAUUAUCGCCGCCGGCCGCCGACUGUUUAUUUCUCAUUUUUUUUUUUCCUCUCUCGUCCCUUAUUCUUUCUCAUAUUUUUAUUGUAAACUACGGCGGUCUACAAAAGCGGACGCGGCGCUCCGUGAACUUUUCCGCGGGCACGACAAUGGCGUUUUACGGGCAUUUCGAGAGCGUCGUCGUCGGUGUCACGGUGGCGACGGCGGUGGCGGCGGCGGCGGGCCGAAAGAGCGCGGAGUAGUACGCGGCGGCGGCCGUCGUGGCAGUUUUAAGUUUUCAUAAACAACCCGUUCCCGGUUUUUAUUAUCGGCCGGGGCCAUCUGCGAGGCGUUAAGACAAUGGGCUUCGGGUCGUGACGGCUGCGGACAGGUUCGAGAAAUCCGCCCCGCGGGUUUUUUUUUUUUUUGUUAUUUUUAUUGUUUUUAUUAUGACGGUAGCGUCGUUAUCGGGCGCGUUCGAUCUCGAGGGUUUGUCGGCCCGGAAAAUUCGAGCGCCCGGCCCCCAUUGUCUCGCCGUCGCGGCUUCUUUAUUUUUUCCCCUCCCCGCCGGCCGCGCGUAACGCUCGAUAUGCCUCUGUGUGUGUACGUUAUAAGUGCGCGCGUAUUAUGGCGUUGAACAGCUGCAGCGUUACGCGCGCACCAAAAGUGUGUAGUAAAAUACGAGUAUAAUGUGAAUCCCGCCGUAGUCGUCGACGCGCGUUUUCGCGGCGAAAGUUUCCCUCUCCCCCCGUCCCCGUCCCCCCUCGCCGCCACCUCUCUGUUGUUGUUUUCUCGUAAACCCCCUACCACUGCACGGCGCCACUCGCGAGUAGAAGAGACGCACUCGCGGGUGCGCGAAGUUUUUCGAAAAGACACUGACCGGUUGCUCGGCGCGGUUAACAAUGGCACACGAACCGCGAGGUUUACGCCCGCAUGGGGUCGGAGGUUUACGCCCGCAUGGGGUCGGUCGGGACGCGUGAACGAUUAGCGAAGAAAAAAAAAAAACGAUUAGCGAAGAAAAAAAAAAAUGGGGGGGGGGAAAAAACAAUACGUACGUGAUUAUUUAUUCAGCACGUGACCGGGAGAGGCCGGGAGACCGCCGUAAACGUUCAGUCGGACCGUCCAGGACGUUUCCCCCUCCCCAGUAAUAAAUAAUACGAAUAAACCGUCAUGGUACACAACACUGCGCGCGAUACGUAUGCCAUUAAAACACCGAAUAAAUUAAAUAACGGAUAACGUUGUCGUUUCUCUGCGACGGUGACGCAACGUAGGCGUCCGUCACCGUAGCUCGCGCGCUCGCAUUACGGCGAACGUUCGCAUUCGCAAAGACGACGCGCGGACAGCGCCACCGGUCAGUUCGGCGCGCGCACGCCGUUAACAAGACGGCGGCGGCGCGCGCGUACCUGCGGCGCGUGUAUUUAAGUCGCUCGUGUCGGACGAUACGGACUUUGCACGCGUCCCGCGCAUCGACAGCCGACGCCGACGACGUACAAAUAAAUACAAACGACCCGUUCGGUUCGACGGCGGCGGCGCAUAGUUAAUCUAAAACGUCCGGCCCGACGGCGGCCCAUUAUUUCAAAUUAGACCGUACCGCGCGCUAACCGGCCCGUCUCGACGACGCGCGCGCGCGCGUACUCUUCGCGGAUCACCCGACCGGCGGCUCACUCGACGCGGGUGAUACAUCAAUUCCCUCCCGGUCCCCUCGCAUCCCCCGAAAGGAAAUCUAGAACUUUCGGAGUUUUUUUUUUUUUUUUUUCCACGCUACGAUUCACCGUUCCCCGUAUAGCACACGAAAGGCAAAACGUCGACACGUUCUCUCGACGUACGGACACUACGGAAACGCAUACGUUUCCGUCCGCGCAAAAAUUUAUCUCGCAGUAAAUAAAUAUUGUCGGCGCGUUUCGCAAUUAUUGAAAUCGGCCGAACGCAGUUAUAAAAAAAAAAUAAAACUCCGUGUACAAAUAUAGACCGUCGCCCUAUCGUCGGAAUCGCCCACCGAACUCUUAGGUCCCCCAUUGAAACUGUACCGUCUUAAUUACCUACCGCACGGCAAUUGAUUAAUAUUCCGGGUUUCGUGUGUUUUCCACAGGGGAAGGCGGCGAAGGUGAAGAACCGCCAGCGGGUUACCAGGAAGACGACGGCGGUUGUCCGGAGGACGACGAGGACGAGGAGGAGGAAGAAGAAGAGGGAGUGUCGGGCGGAUCGUCCGGAUCGCCACCCAGAUCGCCGAUACCGUCAAACACGGACGCCGAACAGGACGCCGCGGCUGUCGUCGGCAACGAACGUCUACCCCUGAGGUCGGUACCAUUCGCGGGUCUCGUAUUUAUCAUAUUAUGUCGCGAUGUUUUUUUUUUUUACCGAAACGUACACCGUUUUUUUUCGACGGUUUUACGCGGAAACGAGUGUCGGCGUAUUUUCGGCGACCGGCGUAUUUCAAACGCGUUCGAUUCUGGUAAAUUUGUAAAAAUCCGAUCAAUAGUUUUUUCCGUGCAAUUAGCCGUUUUAGUGUCGACACAUUUCCCAUCGUGCGUGACGACUGUGAUUCGCUGCUGUCGCGUAACGCGGUAUCGUCGUUUUUCGCACCUAUCGGCCGCCGCUGAGAAACUGUCGACCGUAAACGGUACGUGUUCGCGGAACAAUGCGUUUUGCGAAGAAUCGGUCGGACAACCACCCUCCCCCCCCUCCCCCCCGGACAACGGUUUUUAGACUGUCGUAGAAACCGUACGCGCGCUUGGCGCUAAUUGUUUUUUUUCGUAAUUACCGCGGCGACCGUUCGUUUCGCAGUGUUGGGCCUUGACAUUAUACCGCGCGGGCGGUCGAAAUAUUUAUUCCGGUAAAACGACCGAUUUUUACGCAACGCCGCCCUCGGCUUUGUAAAUCUGCGGGCCCGACGACCGCGCGCCAGCGGAAAAUGAUCGCGUCGCGUACUCUGCGGGCCGCCGCGUUGGAAACCGCGCGCAUCGGCGCACAGGGCGAUCGCCGGUCGGGUGGGGUUACGGCGGUAGUGGGCCGGAAUCAUAACUCUUUUUUUUUUUCAGACCGUCAAACUGUCCGGGUUUUUUAAGAGCGCUCCGACGUACGGUUUUUUGAGAGUCGCGGAUUUCUCGCCCGGGAGGCGUCGAGAAAAGUAAACCCGACGGACGGUACACGUCGGUUUCGUUUCGUUCGACGGCCCGUGACCGAGGGGAGCGCGCGACUUAUCCCGCUCCGUUUUUUCGAUUGCUUUUUAGCGCGCAAUCAAAUUGCCGAUCGCUCCGCGACUUUUUUUUUAAAUACUACCCCGCGAAUCGCUUUUAAAAUUCCCGAUCGGAUAUGUAUUAUUUUACUCGCUAGUAAAUUUUCGGUCGAGCGCUUCGUUUUAGCGUCGCACCAUUCCCGUUUGUUUCGUAUUUUUUUUUUAUUUUCGAAAACCCGUCGUUUUCGCCCCGUCGCCAAACCCCCGCGAAUAGAACCCCAUAACGGCAUUAAAAAAAAAACAUUUCGAACGACGUACGGUAAUAAUGUGGUGUUUUCUCGAGGGGCGAGGGAGGUGGUAAGGGGGUGGCGACGGUGUCGGUUUUGGCCGCGUUCAUUUGAAUUUUCAUUUAGUCUUUGGGUUCGCAGAGACGGCGGCUCUUCGACUGAUUUACGAUAAUGGCCCCGGCCGGCGCCCCGCCGCCAAACCGCCCACGUCCCACCCCCCACCCCCACCCCGGACGAGGAUAUAAUUUCUUCUUUUUCUCCGUGCGCGCGUGUUUUUUUUUUUUUUUACGCUCACCCGUAAGAGAGGAACUGCACGGUUACGGCGGGCGGGCGCGAAAAAACUGUUAUGACCUCCCCGCUGGGAACGUCAACUUUGUACUUUGGAUUCGAUAAUUUUUAAAAUAUAUCGCCCCGCUCGUCUACCGCCGCCGCCGCCGCGCCACCGGGGCACCACGAUAACGUCGUCGUCGUUGCCGUUCCGCUCCCCGCCCCCCGCCCCUGCCCCCGUCCUAUUUCGCGUUGACGGCGGACGGGUCGGGGUGGGGGGCGGGGAACGGCAAAAGAUACACCUUGUCAACUUGAAUUCGUGACGGCAUUAUAUUACAAUUAUUCCCGGUCGCGCGUCGGAGGAGACGACACUGCAGCGGCGAAAACUCCAUAAAUUGGUUUUAAUGCGGCACUCGACCGAGUUUGUUUUCGCUGCGAGCGGGAGAAAAGUCUUGCCAAUAUGAAAUAUUGUUCAUUAAUCUGUCUUGUUAGCCGGAAAUUAUUGCCGACGGAGGAUCGAGUUCCGGGCUCGCAAAUCCAUAUCCCCGUCCAUCCGCCUACCGUACCGCUCCUCCACCUCCUCCGCCGCCUCACUCGCCGUCCCGCGCCGCAGCUAGACUCGUCUUCCCUUCGUCCCGCCGCCGUACCGUUACGGACCUCUCCUCGCGCGCGCGUGUAUAUUUAUACGUGUGUUUUUACACUAUCUGCGAUUCGCUCAUCUGUGCAUACGCACCACAGCGAAAUUUCUCCAUCCCGCCCAGCAUCCUCGUAAAAAGCCCGUUUUACACUCUUAUGUAUAUAUAGAUGCAUAUAGAUCAAAUUUUCGAUAGUUUUUAAUACGCGGGUGGUGCGACAGGCAGCCGGCCAAAAUGGCCGUGCCACGCUAAUCAUUCGGAUUGUGAAUGCAUGUCGCCAACUCAAUGUCGGGUUAUGCUAAUUGUUUCCAUUAAUUAAACCGAAAAACAAAAAAAAAUAUAAUAAUAAUUAAGAAAUAUAAUGCUGCCGUCGUCGUCGGUUGACUGAAAUGUGUAGUUGGCAGAUGGUAAUAAUAAUAAUAAUAAAAAAAAAAUAAUAAUAAUAAUAAUAAUAAUAAUAAUGAUAAAACACGUCGUCGUCGUCGUCGUCGUCGUCGUAAUUAAUGGAGAUGAGGAGCGGAAAAAAAAACCGAACGCCGAGUAUAUAAAUUUUGAUAAACGCCUUCAUUAAAUCAAGGACUCGGUCAAUCUAUUCGUGUCAAUUUUUAUAAUGCGCGCGUCUCGUUUUCAGACGACACGAAAUGUCAACCCGGUCAUUAGUCCGGGACCGCAAAAACAUUAUAAUACAGUCCUCUCUCCCCGCUCCGCCCCCCUCCCCCCUCACCCGUGACUCGCGUACGUUACAUUUCAGGUUUUCGUGUGCGUUUCCUUGCCGAACGUUCGUAAAACUACGAUCAAACGUCUUGCACCUUGGCGAAUUGUCACGGUAUAGUUACAAUAACAUUAUCGUUCGCAUAAAAUUAUACGCUUUUAACCUCGGACGCGUACGGAAUGUUCAUCAUUAUUAUUAUUAUUAUUUAUUUCUUUUUUUUUUUGUCGCGUGGAAUAUCCAUUUUUGUCGUAUUUAACAUUUUUUUUUUUUUUUUUGUUUUUUGUUUUUUACAGAGAACCGAACAGUCCGUCUAAAAUGAGCCUCAAAGGAUCGCCCAGAAGCGAAUCGAGUCUACCGCCGUACGAAGUACCGCUGCUGGCCACCGUGUCGCCGGGCCGUUCGCCGCCCGCGUCGUCCGACGUGUUGGACUUCAGCACGAAAAGGCCCGCCAGCCCGGCGUGUUCGCCGCCGCUGCCGAUGCCGGCCGCCAUGAACUUGAGCAACAACAACGAUGACUCGCCGAUCGACCUGACCAUCAGGAGCAAAAAAAUCAAACUCGAACCGUCGCCCGUGUCGCCCGUCUCCCACGACGUAUACGCCAGAAUGAGUCGGCCGUGGGCCCAAUACACUAGCCCGCCGGCGAUCCGGCCGAUCACCCGGGCCGAAUUGAUGACGCCGCCCAGCGCCGACCCGGUCCACAUGCCGUGGAACGGCAAACACGGAAAACUGUCGUACGGGGCUUUCCCGACGGUCGCUAAUGACGCGACCAAGGCGUUGGAAAAAAUGUGUGAACUGAGCAAGCUCCAAGACGAACCGCGGACGGUGUUGGCGCCCAGUUCGGGUCGGCACAGCGCGUGGCAAUCGCAUUGGCUGAACAAAGGGGCCGACCAGACGAAAGACGUGCUGAAAUGCGUCUGGUGCAAGAUGAGUUUCCCCACGCUGCAGGCCAUGUCCACGCACAUGGCCGAAACCAAACACGGCACCGCGGCCGCCCAGAGCCUACAGCCGCCGCCGCCGCCGCCGCCACCGGUGCCCGUGUCCACUUCUUCCGGGCACAAAAACGAUCUCAACAUGUUGAUUAAGGAGACGAUGCCGUUGCCCAGGAAAUUGGUACGCGGUCAAGACGUUUGGUUGGGAAAGGGCGCGGAACAAACGCGACAGAUACUCAAGUGCAUGUGGUGCGGCCAGAGCUUUAGGUCGUUGCAGGAGAUGACUACGCACAUGCAACAGACGCAACACUACACGAACAUCAUUUCGCAGGAGCAGAUCAUAUCGUGGAAAUCCGCGGACGAAAACAAGUCGUCGGGUGGCGGUAACGCCGCGGCCGCCGCAGCGUCGACCAGUUCGCCGGCCAGCGCGGCGGUGAGCACGUCGGCCAACCACGUCAGUGCCGUACUCACGUGUAAGGUGUGCGACCAGGCGUUCAACUCGCUUAAAGAGCUGAGCGUGCACAUGGUGAAGAACUCGCACUACAAGGAACACAUGAUGCGCUCGAUCACCGAGGGCAGCAACAGACGCCGGCAGACGCGGGAGAAGCGCAAAAAGUCGUUGCCGGUGCGCAAGCUGUUGGAACUGGAACGGGCCCAGCACGAAGUGAAGAACGGUGACGGGGGAUAUCCGACGGGCGUCGGCGGCGGCGGCGGGUUCAAGGCCGCCAACGACACCAACCACCGGCUCGGCCGGAUCAUAUGCGAAAAGUGCGGCGAAAAAGUGGACGUAGCCAGUUUUAUGGAACACUUGCGCGUGUGCGUGACGAUGACGGCGGACCAAAAGAACCUGUUGAAGACGGCGCUGAUGUCGCAGAACGCAGCCAUGUCCGCCGCGGAACACGGCCCCCGGGAGAAGAGACCAAAGAAAGAGGACAGAUCUCAUCAGGCAGCGGCCGACCUAACAACGAACAAGCCGGCCGCGGCCGCCUCCACGACCAGUACGUCGUCGCCGUCCGUACUGAACGCCAUCGAAAAGCUAAUCGAGAAGAGCUUCGACUCGCGGCUCCGCUACGGCACGUCGGCCACCGGCGCUUCCAUAGGCGAGAGCAUACUGAAGCGGUUGGGCAUCGACGAGAGCGUGGACGCCACCAAGCCCAUAAUGGACAUGCAAGCGAUGAACCUGUUGCGCAGCUACCAGUCGCUGGGCCGUCACGAGCGGAGCGGCAGCGAAUCGAGCUCCAUGUCGCCCGAGUUGGCGGCGAUGCGGAGCGAUUCGACCACGCCGGACAGGAAGUACGAGUCCGACUAUCAACGGAUGCGUUCGGUGACGCCCAAGUCGACGCCCGAACGGCACCAUUCGCCAAAGUCGGCGGCCGGCAAGAACAAUAACGGCCACGAGAUCGAACCGAAGGCAGACGCUUCGGCCGAAGACGCGCAGGGAGGCGGCGAGUCGUUCGAAGUGAAAAAAGAGUACGUGGACGAAGACGACGGGUGUUCGGUGGUGGCCAAGAGCCCGAUGGAGCUGCAGAGGGCGAGGAGCCGCGACUCGGCCGAGGUAUCGGCCGCGGAAGAGCCCAACGGGUCGUCGAGCCGGGGCCCGACGCCCACAAACGUCAAGAGCCCGCCGAGCCCGGCUUGUAGCGACAAGUCGGCGGACAACGGCGGCAAGAAAACGCCCUCGGCGUGCACGUCCAGCCUCGGCGCCCUGUCGUCCAUGUUCGAGAGCCUCACUUCCGCGGCGGCCAACAGCGGCUCCGGGAGCGGCGGCUCGUCGUCCGCGGCCAACGGCGACGCCGGGGGCGGCGGGAAGGGCGGCGGGGUCAGCAGCCAUCCGCUGGCCGCGUUGCAAAAGUUGUGCGACAAGACGGAAAACCACCAUCACCCGCACCAUCACCGGCCCAGCAGCCGUUCGUCGUCGAACGCCUCGGCCAACGGACCGGCGGGGCCCGCGCAAUCAAUGUCGCCGCCCGCGUCCGUCUCGGGCUGCAGCACGGCGCCCGGUUCCAUACUGGCGUUCAGCUGGGCGUGCAACGACGCCGUCAUGACGGCCGACUCGAUCAUGAAGUGCGCGUUCUGCGAUACGCCGUUCAUAUCGAAGGGCGCGUACCGCCACCAUUUGUCCAAAGUGCAUUUCGUCAAAGAAGGCAUCACGCCCGAGCCGAUCAUGCUGAAGCCGGCGUCGUCGUCGUCGUCGUCGUCGGGCGGCCAACAGUCGUCCUCGUCGGCGACCGCGCAUUCGCCGUCGCCGUCGCCUUCGUCGUCGUCGCAAAACAGAUCGUCGCCCAACCAACAGCACCACCACCACAACAACAACAACAACAACAACAACAAUAACAACAACAACAACGGGUCGCCGUCCACGUCGGCCGGAGGUUCGGGCGGCAGCGGCGCCAAGAGCCCCGAUACCAAAAACGGCGGUUACGACGAGAGCCCUCACUCGAAAUUCCUCAAGUAUACCGAGUUGGCCAAACAGCUGUCCAGUAAAUACGUCUAGUCAGUAUUGUAAUAUACGUUAGCACAUUAAACCUCUUUGGGCCCCCUAACCCCUCGCUCGCGUUUUCGCGGCACACGAUCGAUUGUAGGCGUUCAGGCGUACGCGAAUUCAUUGUUUUUUUUUUUUUUUUUUUUGUUUCUAAAUGUUUUUCUAUCCGAAAUUUUGUGUCCGACAAUGACGAGUAUACCUAUUAUUAUCAUGAUAAAAAAAAACGUAUACGAUAUUCCUGCGGUAGUACCGGACGUUGUACGAAACAGAUGACUAUAUUAUAUUAUUAUUAUUGCGUAGUUAGAAGAUAAAAAGAUAAGAAGAUAAAAAAAAAAAACCAAAAAAAAGAAAAAUGUAAUUCUAUUAUUAUUCCGCGGUGUAUACGAGAAAUUUUUUUUUUUUUUUUUUUUUGUUUUCGAUUGUUCUAUACACGAAUUAUUAUUAUUUAGGCACACGUGUAUACGGCCGUUUAGAGAUAGCUAUAUAGGGGAGGGGGGCGAAUAAAAAAAUAAACGAUGUGAUUAUACGCUCCGCAGUUGUAUACGAACGGAAUACAAUUUAUUUAUUUUUUUUUUUUUCCGUAUUCUCCAUAAUUAUUACGUAUUACUAUUAUACAUUUGCGUAUACGCGUUUUUACUCGAUAAUUUUUCUUUACAUUUUUUUCGCGCGGUUUUUAGGCGGCUACGAUGUUGUAAUAGCGAUACCGCGUUUUAUUAAUUAUUAAUAUAUGUAUAAAAAAAUAAAUAAAAAUGUUAAUUUAUUAUCGUAUUUAGUUAAUAAUAAUAAUGUAUUGUAUACCUG